Molecule: messenger RNA, 80744 nt
Organism: Podarcis lilfordi (Lilford's wall lizard)
Lineage: Eukaryota; Metazoa; Chordata; Lepidosauria; Squamata; Lacertidae
Source: the annotation of a GenBank genome assembly
AGGGCUCGUCGGAGGAGCCGAGUCGGGGCUGCCGCCUCCUUCCCAACAGUGGGAAGUGGGAACCAGCUGGGAGCCAAAGGGCGCCUGCGGAGCGCGCGCCCUUCCCGUCUCGGUGCGCCCUUUGCCGCGGCGGGGUUCGACGGGGCCCCGGUCCCUGCUUGGUCGGAGCCCUUCUUUCUUCUCCGCUGCCCGGAGGAGGAGGAGGAGGAGGCGGAGAAGGAGGCGGAGGCGCCUUUUCCCCGCCUCGAAGGGGCCGCCGAGCAGCGCGCCAAGCGGCUCCCCUCGCCACUGCGCCUCGCCGGACGAGACGCGCCACAGGCUCGGGAAGAAGGAGGGAGGAAGGAAGCGAGCGAGCGAGCGAGAGAGCCAGCCAGCACGGCUUGCUGCCUCUCCGCCGCCCCCGCCGCCGCCGCCCGUCCACGAUCCCCCGUGGGCGCCCCGGGCCAAGAGUCUCCCGCAGCCGCCAUGCGCCCCUCGCGGCCCGCCCGUCGGGGGCGCCGCCUCCUCCUCGCCGGGCUCUGCUAAGCGCCCGCCUCGCUUCCGCCGCUCCGCUCCGGGCAUGGCGGGCGCAGGGGCCGCCGCGCUGCAGCCGCCGCCUCCUCCUGCUCCCGCGGCCCCGCCGUCGUGGUACCACAAGGACCUGAGCCGCGCGGCGGCCGAAGAGCUCCUGGCCCGCGCGGGGCGCGACGGCAGCUUCUUGGUGCGCGACAGCGAGAGCGUGGCCGGAGCCUACGCCCUGUGCGUGCUGUGAGUGGCGGGGCGAAGGGAAGGGGGCGCGGGAGGAAGGGGCCCGGCUCCCCAAAACCCCCGGGUAGCUCGGAGCAGAGGCGCCAACUUGAGCAAAAUAUUUGGUUUUUUGGGGGGGAGGGGGCGCAGGGAAGCCUCGCCCCGAGGAAUCGAUCACCAGGCAUGGCGCACGCCCGCCCUUUGAAUGGCGGUGCCCAUCAACUUGGACCCCUCAAAUAUUUUAUUGGGGGCAAGCCGAGGAGUUGGAGACAUCCCCCCCUCCAGCCGUUGCUUCCGUGCUGCAGGCGGCCCUCGAGUCGUGCCGGGGGCCGGACGGGUCUCGCCCAUUCUGGCGGCUUGUGCGGUUCUGUGCCGGGAUCCCCCAGAAGCACUUUUCAGUCCAGAGCUAAAAAGUAUCAAGAUUCUCCAAACGCGCGACUUUUUAAGGGUUUGGAAGAAGAAGCGCUCUCACCAAAUUCCAAACCUGGGAUUUCACUUCUGAAGUAUGAGGUGGAGUUUUGGGCUUGAGGGUUUGGCGGUGCCGAUCCUCUCUCUGCGUCUUGUAAGGCUUUCCUGCCGGGUCUGAGUCGGGUUUCCCCGACUCCUGUGCGUACUUUCCUAGGAGUGAGUUCAGCGGGGCUUACUCAUGAGGAAGACUUGUCUGGGAGCGUGCUGUUAGACUAGUUAGCAUCUCUUGCUUGUCAGAUCUCCUAACUGUUGGCAGACAAGGUACUGAAGCCGUUGCAUGUCAUCUGUUGGACGCAGUCAAAUAUCACAACGCCAUUGCAUGCCAGUUUUUGAAGAUAUUGUCAGUUAACUACUGCCAAACGUUGAAGAUAAGUGAAAAGCUGGACUCAAAAUGUGCUUGGGACUUAAAUUCUGAGAUUGAAAAAAGAGAGAAUGUAUAUAUUUUACCCACAGAAGAAAUUUGUGCACAGUUUUGUAAUAUAAUAAUAUAAUAAUAAGCAAACGUUUUGUAAGCAAACAAGGUUUCAACUGGACUGAACAAUUCAGGGUUUGGGAAGAGGCCUGUGAUGCUUUGAAGGACUGGGGCUACACUUUUCUUUUUGGCUGGUGCUUUUAGGGAGUUCCUGUGUCCUGUGGCAAUAUCCAAUGUUCUCAUGCUCAGAGCAGACCCACAGAAAUAAACAGACCCAGUUAUUUUGAUCAAACUGCCUGCUUUGAGCCCUGUUAAUGUGGGAUAUUGCUCCUUAAAAAAAACCUCGAGCCUUUGAUUUGGUUCUGUUGAGUGGUGGAUGGGAGGCAGAAUUAAGUGCAAAGUGAGGUACAGUCUUCAAAAAGAGGCAGGGUUCUCCACAUCAGUACAAUAUAGGCAUUUUUGUGAACAGCCAGGAAGUGAUGCUGUUAAAACAACACUGGAAGUGAAGUUGCGAGGAGGAAAGUUCAGGAGGGCAGGACAGGCAGCCAGGCAACCGUCCAGCCAAGGAGGAUUUACUGCUGAGUAAAAGAGGUAUAGUGAUUUAAAAGUGCUUGCUCGUUCAUGUAAAUAUUAUAAAGCCUGGAAGCUGGUUAAUGCAAGGGCCAGAGAGGGACUUUGGGCUUUCGGGGACUGACCAUUCACUUGGAUUCUCCCAACUCCUGAUUGUGCCUUAAGCAAAUGAGUGGUCAAGGCAUGUCAGGAGGUGAGUGCCUGUGUGCCGUCUGUGUGAUCCUGAGGGUGCCAAAGCAGCCACUGGAGGCUGGGGUGGGGGGGUGAUGGGAUUUGUAGUCCACAAACCAUCUGGAGGGAACCAGCAGGUUAGCGGAGGCGGCUGUCGGAGAACAAUCAGUAGUGACCUCCUUUCCUUGGCUGCGCCAGAGCCUGUUAAUCUUCCUGGGGCGUGGGGUGGGGUGGGGUGGAGGUGCUUGUGUGGGUUGCCUGGAGGGUAACAGCUGGAACUCACCCCCGCACCUCCUUCUGCCUCUAGCAGCAGCCGCAUCUGUAUGGCAAGCUUAAUCUAUAACUGCCCUGGCAUUUUUCCCUGGGAGAUCCCUAAGGGAGGUAAGGUCAGAGCAGUUAACUGGUACAGUGGUACCUCGGGUUACAGACGCUUCAGGUUACAGACUCCGCUAACCCAGAAAUAGUACCUCGGGUUAAGGACUUUGCUUCAGGAUGAGAACAGAAAUCGUGCAGCGGCGGCAGCGGGAGGCCCCAUUAGCUAAAGUGGUGCUUCAGGGUAAGAACAGUUUCAGGUUAAGAAUGGACCUCCAGAACGAAUUAACUACUUAACCAGAGGUACCACUGUACUGUAAAGACACGGUGUGGAUUCAGAGUGGGGCCGUGGACCGAGUGCUAGGGGUUUGCAGAGAGCGUCUUUUGGGCGACCCCAAGUUAAACCACAGCCUUGUUGUUGAGAUAAAUUAGAUGAAGCUCAUAAAGCAGUUUGUGCAUCAUUUUUGGGUGGGUGUUCAUGGACACCAUAGUGCCUCCUUUUUUGCCUGUGAAUAUUAAAAAGCAAAACCCUUUGAAGGGGGCUGAUCCUGAUCAGUAAGGAGGUCUCUGCAGAACUGUCUGAAGCUGUCCAGCUGCAACCCCCCCCCACUCCCAGGAGAGCACCUGUCACUGUUGGAGAGGUCACCUGUCCCUGCACCUGCUUCUCCUGCUGCUAGCAGACAUGACAGCACCAGCUGCUGCCUUGCCCUGAGAUCAAGGCCUACAGCUGCGCUUUUGUGAGUUCCUGGAUGCAGUGUUAGAAACUCAGAUAUGUCAGCUAGGCACCCAAUGGCUCAUUAAACCAAGGUUAAAAAGGUAAAGGGACCCCUGACAGUUAAGUCGUCGCAGAGGACUCUGGGAUUGCGGCGCUCAUCUCUUUACUGGCCGAGGGAGGUGGCGUUUGUCCGCAGACAGUUUUUCUGGGUCAUGUAGCAAGCAUGACUAAGCCGCUUCUGGCGAACCAGAGCAGCGCACGGAAACGCUGUUUACCUUCCCGCCGGAGCAGUACCUACAGUAUUUGUCGUCCUAUAGGGCGCAAUGGCCCAUAGGAUGCACCUCGUUUUUUUGGGGGGGGGGAAUGAAUAAAAAAAAAUUAUUCCCCCCCGCCACGGCUGCCGCCCCAAGCCUUGCGCACACCUGCCCGAAGCAUGGGGCACCCUCCGGAGGGCUCCCCGUGCUUCGGGCGACAGGCUGCCGCCCCAAGCCUCGCGCGCUCGGCGGGACCUCCUGCCGGGCGCGCAAGGCUUGCGGACACUCGCCGGGGCUGCAGGCUGCUGCCCGCAAGCCUUGUGAGCCCGCGGGAACUCCUGCCGGGCUUGCAAGGCUUGCGGAUAGCUUCCUGAAGCCUGGAGAGCGAGAGGGGUCGGUGCGCACCGAUGCCUCUCGCUCUCCAGGCUUCAGCGAAAGCCUGCAUUCGCCCCAUAGGACGCACACACAUUUCCCCUUCAUUUUUGGAGGGGAAAAAGUGCGUCCUAUGGGGCGAAAAAUACGGUAUUUAUCUACCUGCACUUUGACGUGCUUUUGAACUGCUAGGUUGGCAGGAGCAGGGACCGAGCAACUCUGUCAUGGGGAUUCAAACCACCGACCUUCUGAUUGGCAAGCCCUAGGCUCUGUGGUUUAGACCACAGCACCACCCGCAUCCCUAAACUAAUGCUACAGUCACCCAAACAGAAUAUCUAGUUGCCAUUUUGGGGCAAGACGGCUCUAAAGUCUUUAUUUUUCAAAUGAUGGACUAACAUGAUUGAUUCUCAAUUAAACAUCUGGCAGGUUCGGAUGGCAACCUUGAGCUAGGUUAAGAGUUUUGAGAACUUAAAAAAGAAAAGUCACUUGAUCCAGGGACAGUCCACAUAUAUAUUGGUAAGUAUAGGGACACAGGUGGCGCAGUGGUCUAAACCACUGAGCCUCUUGGGCUUGCUGAUCAGAAGGUUGGCCGUUCGAAUCCCCACGGCGGGGGGAGCUCCCGUUGCUUUGUCCCGGCUCCUGCCAACCUAGCAGUUUGAAAGCACACCAGUGCAAGUAGAUAAAUAGGUAUCACUGCAGUGGGAAGGUACACGGUGUUUCUGUGUGCUCUGGCUUCCAUCACGGUGUCCCGCUGCUCCAUUAGCGGUUUAGUCCUGCUGGCCACAUGACCCAGAAAGCUGUCUGUGGAGAAACGCCGGCUCCCUUGGCCUGAAAAGUGAGAUGAGCACCGCAACCCCAUAGUUGCCUUUGACUGGACUUAACCGUCCAGGGGUCCUUCACCUUUACCUUUAUAUUGGUAAGUGAAGACAAGCUACAGCAAAUAACUUUAACGUUGCUCCCUGCUCCUGCUCAGGCUGCGCAGGAAAAGCAUUUUGGUUCCUGAAAUCCAUUCUGAUUGUGCGGAUAAAAUAUAACGGAUAGGAUUCUACAGGAUGUGGUAUUAGUGUGUGAAAACAGUCCCGAUCCAAGGAUCCCCAGCCAUGCGCCUCCAGAUGGUGGAGACAUCAGGUGCCAUCCUCACUCCUAGACAUCUUCACUUAGACAGGCCAUGUUCCACACACUGGCUCUACGAAAUAUUUGACAGGCUCCCUGGAGGAACAGGGAUCCUGGCGCUGGUUCUGCGCUUGUCAGUGGAGAGACAGUCCUCGCCCUCGGACUUGCAGUGUAAGAGGCGCAGCACAAAAGGAAAAGGGAUUGGGAGGGAGAAGGGGGGGAAUGAAUGCGAGCACAGUUGCUUGGUGGAGUUCUUGUGAUGUGCCGUGGCUCAGAGCAGAGCAGGUGCUUUGCAUCCAGAAGGUCCCUGGCAGCGUCUCCCAGUGGGGCUGGGAAAGAGAAACCCCAGGUAUCUCUUCUCUGCUAAUCUCUGCUAAAGCCCCUUUGUGCCAGGAGCCCCACUGUGACCAAUCAGCGGCGCGUCACCCAUCUUGUCUGGGAAACCACGUUAAGAACUUAGGAAAUUAUAAAUUAUAUGGAUGGAAAGAGCCCUGGAGAUGGGGAGGGGCACCUAAAGGUCAUCCAGCCCAACCCCUUGUCAGGGCAGGAAACCCAGCCCCACAACAUGCGGUACGUGGUAGCUUUCAGAGGCUGGCGAACGGGUGUGGAUAUUAUUUGGCUUUUCCGCCUCCGGCUUCAAAGCGGCUCUGCAGUGUCCUUUGGGAUAAAAACCAUUAUCCAGCAGCACCUACCUCAUAGUGUUGUUGUACAGGAAUGUACAGGAAUGUACAUAAUGUACAGGAAGCCCACGGAAAAGAGAGCAAGGCUGCAAAGCCUCGAGCUCUUUGGAGACAUUAAGUGAUAACAACAAUCUAGGAUAAGUGAAGAAUUAAGGUGCCUAAUUCUUAAUUAAGAAUUAGGCACGACACCCCUGUCCAGUGAGGGCUUAUCCCUAGAACCUAUCUGUAACAACAAGGGUCCUGGGAAGCAGUAAUAAGGGAGAGGUCCUUUGGACAUGUGCAGAGUGCAUUUCCUUUGCCCGUGAAGAAGGUCACCUUCCCACAGCUGAAAUUUGGAGGCAAGUCUUCUGUUCCAGAAGGAGGAGCUUCCAGGCAGAAAUGAAUUACUGUUUAUGCCAGGCCGUAUCCGUUGGUGAGAUUGUAUUUAGGAGCCCGUUCCUGUGGAACUCCCUUCCACUGGAGACCUGGAUUGGCUUCUGGUGGUCGGCACGAGAAAAGCUCACGUGCCUGCUUCUCACCGUCCCUGCCGUUAUACAAUUGGAAUGGAUUGUGCACACUGAAACAAUUGCAUCUUGUUUGGGCUACUGCGUCUGAAAACAGCCGCAUCGCAAAACCUCCAAAACGCUCCCCUCCCACACUGCUCAUUGCUUGGGCAGCCCUGACCUUGAGGCUAUGGUAUCAAGGAACCAUCGGACGUUCCUACUCCUGUGCAAACGGGCUAAGUAGUAGAAAUUUGUCUUGCUGCGUCUUCCCAACCACCUUGCAAGGCAGGCUUAAAGGGCCAGAUCCACAUUGCAGAUUGGUGCAUGGGCUGAAAGAGAGAAAACAUCGCCUAAGACCAGGGGUCAGAAAACUUUUUUCAGUGGGGCUGGUCCGUUGUCCCUCAGACCUUGUGGGGGGCUGGACUAUAUUUUGAAAAUAAAAAUAAAAAUGAAUUCCUAUGUCCCACAACUAACCCAGAGAUGGAUUUUAAAUAAAAGCACACAUUCUACUCAGGUGAAAACACCAGGCAGGCCCCACAAAUAACCCAGAGAUGCAUUCUACUCAUGUAAAAACACGCUGAUUCCUGGACUGUCCGCGGGCCGGAUUUAGAAGGCAAUUGGGCUGGAUCUGGCCCCCAGGCCUUAGUUUGCCUACCCAUGCCUAAGACCAUCGGAUGCCCAAGGCUUUGGGCUCUUGGCUGUUUUAUGCCAGUUCUGUGCCAGAAGAUGACCUUUAUUGGUAAUAACCUCGCCUGCAGCAUCCUAUAAAUUCCCUGUCAUGUUCACAUCCGAGUGGUAAAAUCUAUCUAUCUAUCUAUCUAUCUAUCUAUCUAUCUAUCUAUCUACAGUGGUGCCUCGCAAGACGAAAUUAAUUCGUUCCGCGAUUUUUUUCGUCUAGCGAAUUUUUCGUCUUGCGAAGCACGAAAUCCCAUAGGAAUGCAUUGAAAUUCAAUUAAUGCGUUCCUAUGGUCAAAAAAGUCCAAACAAAGCCAAAUUUGGUACAACAAGAGUUUAUUAAGUGCUCUUUAAAGUCACACAUACUGUAAAGAGCAUUUCAAAAAUUGAAGGAACAAUAAAUUAAGUUUCUAAACAUGACAGAAAAACAUUUAAAAAUCAACAAAGUGUACAGGUACAUUUUCUAAGACUCGGGGGACAACUCGAAGAAGGUUCCUCUUCCACUCUUUGCUUCUUGCUGAAGAACCCCCUCCUCAACUGUUCCCCCAGCCACCCACCACACAGAAAUUCAAAUCCAGAAUUUUUUUAAAAAACAGCAGAGUGGCCCAAUGGUCACAGAAAAUCAUAAAAAUGCAGAAAAAAACCACACAAGCUUCCAGAUUCUUGCAAACCCCUCCUCAACUGUUCCCCCAGCCACCCACCACACAGAAAUUCAAAUCCAGAAUUUUUUUUAAAAAACAGCAGAGUGGCCCAAUGGUCACAGAAAAUCAUAAAAAUGCAGAAAAAACCACACAAGCUUCCAGAUUCUUGCAAACCCCUCCCCAACACCAAUUCCUUGAAUUCCAAACACCCCAACCCAAAAUCCAAAACCCCCCAAAAAAGUUUUAAAAGUUUAACUUACCAAAUGGCUGCAAAAGAAGUUUUGGAAAAGCUUCAAAAAUCACCAAAGUCUUUAAAAACCUCAAAAAAGGCUACCAGACCGCAUUCUAUGAGUUGCUCCUCAAAGUCAAGUCGCAACUGUAUUAACGGUGUUAAGAAAAAGGAAACAAACUUGCAAGACGUUUUCGUUUUUCGUCUUGCGAAGCAAGCCCAUAGGGAAAUUCGUCUUGCGAAGCAGCUCAAAAAACACAAAACCCUUUCGUCUAGCGAGUUUUUCGUCUUGCGAGGCAUUCUUCUUGCGGGGCACCACUGUAUCUAUCUAUCUUGUCUGUCUGUCUGUCUGUCUGUCUGUCUGUCUGUCUGUCUAUCCAUCCAUCCAUCCAUCCAUCCAUCCAUCCACAGGGAUCAGGACUUCUGCCCCAUUUCUGUUGCACCAAGCCCUGAAAUGAAGAGGGAUGUUACUGGGAUAAUAUCUGUGCAUGAGCGUGUGAUCUUGUGUGUUUAAGAGGAGACCCUUCUCUAGUUGGUUUUGCUCCACCCGUCGUGUGUGUGCAAUAAUAUGGAUGUGGGGGGUGGGGUGGGGGGCGCGUCCGUCAUAAAUGAAAAGGGCGCAUUCCUCGGAUACAGAGUUAUCCGCCAAGCUCUGCGUCUUGUUCUGCUCUCUUCCGUAGGAGUCCUCCUUCCUCCCCUUGGAAUGUGGUUUCUGUUGCUUCUGGGAAGCGAGGUUUAAUCACCACCCUUGGCAGUAAUUGGGGUAAUUGGGUCACGACACCUACAGAACCUCCCUUUCCAUGCCUCCCGCUGCCCUCGUUAAGUUUUCAAAACAGAGCGCGCACCGACAGGUCUCUAUUAUUUUGCCUUCUUCACUCGCAGCAUUUGUUAUUUCUCCUCAGCAAAAGACGGGGUGGGGGGUGGGGAGCCUGGUCCCGGACUCAAAAGCAAAGUGCUGUGUUCGAGUCCCAGGCAGAACUUCACUGGAGCCCUUUAGUCUCAUGAUAGGAGAAACGUGGAUUAAGUGAGACAAAAGAGCCUUUAAUAUGCAGGAUGCAAAGUUACACGGAGUGCUUUCUCAAGCUGAGUAUUGUUGUUUUUAUAUACAGUGGUACCUCAGGUUACAUACGCUUCAGGUUACAGACUAAAAGUUUGGUAGUUAUUUUUCUCUUUGACACCUGGUGGGAGGGCGUUCCACAGGGCAGGUGCCACUACUGAGAAGGCCCUCUGCCUGGUUCCCUGUAACUUGGCUUCUUGCAGCGAGGGAACCACCAGAAGGCCCUUGGCGCUGGACCUCAGUGUCCAGGCUGAACAAUGGGGGUGGAGACGCUCCUUCAGGGAUAAAGGACCGAGGCCGUUUAGGGCUUUCAAGGUCAGCACCAACACUUUGAAUUGUGCUCGGAAACAUACUGGGAGCCAGUGUAAGUCUUUCAAGACCGGUGUUAUGUGGUCUCCGUGGCCGCCCCCCAUCACCGGUCUAGCUGCCGCAUUCUGGAUUAAUUGUAGUUUCCGGGUCACCUUCAAAGGUAGCCCCACAUAGAGCACAUUGUAGUAGUCCAAGCAGGAGAUAACUAGAGCAUGCACCACUCUGGUGAGACAGUCUACAGGCAGGUAGGGUCUCAUCCUGCGUACCAGAUGGAGGUGAUAAACAGCCGCCCUGGACACAGAAUUGACCUGCGCCACCGUGGACAGCUGUGAGUCCAGAAUGACUCCCAGGCUGCGCACCUGGUCCUUCGGGGGUACAGUUACCCCAUUCAGGACCAGGGAGUCCACCACACCAGCCCGCCCCCUGCCCCCCAAAAACAGUACUUCUGUCUUGUCAGGAUUCACCCUCAAUCUAGGGGACUAGAGAACCCUCAGGGUCCCUUCCAACUUUGUGAUUCUCUGGUCCACUGAAACCUAUAGCUGCAAGGUGCAGAUGGGGAAUUCAGAUGGUGGAGCCUUCCUGGAGUUAAAGCAAUAGGUAGAGCCUUGUGGGGUUUCAAUGCAAGCUAUCCAGAGCCUAAGAAAAAUGGAGAGCAGGUUGUUAAUAAAAUGUUUGUAUACACAGUACAUUUGUAUCUCGUUCCUUCUGGAUUGAACUAGGGUUUCCGAGUGCCAAAGCAGGGCAGCUGACGAAUGAAAUGGUGGUAUUAUUAUUACUAUUAUUAUUAUUAUUAUUAUUAUUAUUAUUUGUACCCCACCCAUCUGUCUGGGUUUCCCCAGCCACUCUGGGCAGCUUCCAACAAAGAUUAAAAAUACAGUGGUGCCCCGCAAGACGAAUGCCUCGCAAGACGAAAAACUCGCUAGACGAAAGGGUUUUUCGUUUUUUGAGCUGCUUCGCAAGACGAUUUUCCCUAUGGGCUUGCUUCGCAAGACAGAAACGUCUUGCAAGUUUGUUUCCUUUUUCUUAACACCGUUAAUACAGUUGCGACUUGACUUCGAGGAGCAACUCAUAGAAUGCGGUGUGGUAGCCUUUUUUGAGGUUUUUAAAGACUUUGGUGUAUUUUGAAGCUUUUCCAAAACUUUCCCGACACCGUGCUUCGCAAGACGAAAAAAAUCGCAAGACGGCAAAACUCGCGGAACGAAUUAAUUUCGUCUUGCGAGGCACCACUGUACAUUAAAAUGUCACACAUUAAAACUUCCCUGAACAGGGCUGCCUUCAGAUGUCUUCUAAAUGUCAGGUAGUUGUUUAUCUUCUUGACAUCUGAUGGGAGGGCGUUCCACAGGGCGGGCGCCACUACCAAGAAGGCCCUUUAGUAGCUUUGGGGGGACCUGAUAUUAGUAGGAGUACAACCUCCCCAACUGAAUUACCCCCAAAGUCCAAGGGUGGGACUUGGGUUGGGCAAUGGAUACCAGGAGGCAUGUCGUGUUGAGUGUCGGCUGCACAUCUGCACGCGUGAAAAGAAAUCAGUAAUUAUAAUAUCGAAGUUACAUAGGCAGCUGUGCAGCAGGUGUUUUAACCUAGGCUGCGUCUCCGUGGCCAUUUAUUCCAUUUCAUGACAUUCCCCCUACUGUUAAGGCGCUUUCACACCAGGUAACUGGAGCCACAGUGAAAUAUAGUGCAAGAUUGGUGCUCGUAUCUGUGCUGUUUGCUUCCAGGAAAAAAAUCCGUUUGCAAAAAACGUGGAAACGAGUUCUGAACAUAUGCUGUCAUUCCAGAAGUGAACUUUACCCUGCGUGAAAGCUCAAAUAUAAAUGUGGAGAUGCAAAGUUAGGGAAACGUUGUGAAAAUGAAAUCAGCUUUAUUUUUAAUCUAAUGUGGAUUGUUUGAUGUGCCUCUGAAUAUUCAGAGCUGCAAAUUCCGCUUGGUCCUGGUGUUCCUCCAAAAGAUGUAGAUUUCCUGCUCCUUUCUGACUGGCCAGAUUUUUAAUGGCCAGUUAUUUAUUUAAAUUGCGCCUUUAGUAAACAUUGUUUGCUUAUAUGGACUCAUUGCUUAUGGUAGAGAAAAGCUUUGAAACUUGUCUACAUGGAGCCAAGGAAGCAGAGGACUGCGAUGUGACGUGUCUCCCGUCAGAGGUUUGGGCUGAACCGAAUUCUUCUGGGGAAAGCUGGUCCCCAGCAGCAGUGGGGUUUGGGCCUCCCCAGUUCCCUCUGUCCUUAGCUCAUGCAGAGACAGAGGGACCCACAGGCUUGCUGUCACACCGCGAAAUCCCCCGAUAUAGCAACAAACACAACAGCACAACAGCAUCCCACCCGGGAGUUUGCACUAGAUCACAUUUGAGGCAUCCUUCCUGCUCUGUGCAUUCUAUCCUCUGAACACAGAGCGCAAAACUGUUGUGCAUAUUGUCUUAUGGCUAUUAGUAAUCUUAGAAGGACUCCCAGUUCUUUGGCUUUCUGGUUUUGUUUUAAAUAGCAAAUUGUGGCCUGUUCUUCCCACAGAAGCAAAAGCCUUCAUUCCCGCUGGAUUAUUCCUAUUUCGGCCUCCCCUCAAGAGCCUGCUGGUUAUAGCAGACUGAUGAUUUGUGGGUUUUUUUGUUCUUAAUACACACACAGCAUGUUUUCGUGUUUUAAUACAUGUGCCUUAAGCUUUCCUAGGAAAGGCGUGCACCCCCCUCCCCCGCCACUAAAUUGAGACCCCUUCCUGGUUCUUAGGCCUACUCCGAGUAUCCCUGUCAAAAUUAAAGGACAUGGUUAACUUAGGUGCAUUAAUGACAGUGGGCCUACUCUGAGUAGCUGGCUACAACCCCUUGUUUCUAAUGUUGUCCAAGCAAAUUUCUCCAGAGAGUCCAAAAGCAAAGCAGACUGUUUUCCCAAGGUACUCGGCUCCUGUAAAUGGAGGUUCUGUAUACAUGUUGUGGUUGAAGACCACCAAUAGACCCAUUCUUCAUGAGGAAGAUUUAUUUAAAUGAGACUCCAUGAACAGCAAUAAUAAUAAUAAUAAUUUAUGUCACUAUUAUUUUGGCGAGGGUGCUUAGCCACAAGGGAAAGGGAAUCAUGUACAUGUUCAUGUUCUCUUUGCUCCUACUUUGCAAGAUCCAUCGCAGAUGAAUCAAUUUGUGGCUCACGUCCUUCGGCCAGCCCUCUGCCCACACUUUCCAUGCUUUCUGCCAAGGCAAGAAACAUUUUUGAAUGGGAUUAAAACAGGAGGAGAUUUCUUGUUCCUGAGAUCCAACUCUGGCUGGAUCUUGGGCAGGGGAAUUUCCUCCAGGGUUCUGGCCGAAUCUCACAGGGGAAGGAAAGGUUUCUCUCCCUUCCCCCUCACCCCAGUUUCCUUGUGAACAUUUCAUUUCCUGGGAUUAAGAGGGAGGGAGAUCUGGAGUUGUGAUUAAGAGAAGCUGGUAAUUUGAGGCUCCCUUUGGGCAGCCGCAGCUGGACAUCUGUGUUGGUUGCCACCUAUGAUCACACUUGGACUCUUUAAAAAUAAAUCCCCUGUUCCAAGCCUGUUAUUUUGUUUGUUGUGUCCCAGGGAAGGGGUGUUCGCCAGAGUGUAAGUGUGCCCCAAAACUUAUUUCAGGGACAUUGCUUUUGGUCAAGGUUGCAACAGAAUAUGCAUCUCUGUGCAUGUGCAGAGAGGGUUUUUUUUAAAAAAGCUAUAAAUUAAUGCAAGGACGUGGGUGGCGCAGUGGUCUAAACCACCGUGUUCGAAUCCCCGCAACAGGGUGAGCUCCCGUUGCUCGGUCCCAUCUCCUGCCAACCUAGCAGUUCGAAAGCACACCAGUGCAAGUAGAUAAAUAGGUACUGCUCCGGCGGGAAGGUGAACGGUGUUUCCAUGCGCUCUGGCACUUGUCACAGUCCUCUGUACAGCAGAAGCGGUUUAGUCCUGCUGGCCACAUGACCUGGAAAGCGAGAUGGGCGCUGCAAUCCCAUAGUCGCCUUUGACUGAACCGUCCAGGGGUCCUUUACCUUUACCUUUUUAAAAAACAAAUUAAUGCAUUACUGAAUAAACCUUCUAGGGUUUAGAGGCCAGGGCUAGAGGCCGGGGUCCCAAGUCAGAGGGUGUGAUUUCAUGAGCCAUUGAACCCUCUUUCUGAAAAGGCAUUAUUUGUGUGUGUGUCUUCUGAAGAUAAUGUCCCUCUGUGGUUUGUGACUCUCCCAGCUCUGGAAGUUCUGCCAAAGUCCAGUCCAGGACAUCUCCUUGCAACCAAACCGACAUAAGACAGUUUUUAUUUAAGGCACCUAUUUAGUGGUAACAGAUAAAUGUUGGUUUGUUUCAGUGGGGAAUUUAUAUAUAGAUACAGCUGUUUUGCAUGUGACGGGUUUUCAGUUGCCUUUGAGAAAAUUGUGCUUUUAAAGAUAUGUUUACCAGUUCUGAGCCUGAAAGGCCCCCAGGCUAAAGAGCUCUUGGGGCCCCUCCAACUAUAAAUUUCUCCUGUUGCAAACCUCAUUGAAACCGCCAGGCAUCCCAGCUACUCUGGGUGAAGUGAGAGCGCCUGGUUCAGAGCGGGUGGGGACGCUUUUGCAGUUGUUUCAAACAGACAGCGAUAAUAAUGAGGCCGUGCAUUUUACGGGGAGCAAGUACCACGAAACGCAUUGCCUCUGUGUGUUCGCCAAAUACAUCUGAUUUCUGAGGCUCACUCUUUUUCCACUCUUGCCUUCGAGAACAAAGAAAUGGCUCAUAUAGAAUGUGAAAGGGCACGAAGUGUCUUGCCGCUGAGGCUUCCUUUGUGAGCCGCUGUUCUGAGCCGCUGACGUUUCUGCGGCCGUUUGGUUGGCUGUAAUAAAGGUCCUGGGGUUGUUCUGCGUGUUCCUUCAGAUGCAGGAUGCGUGGGUCUCUUCUGUUUAGAGGAAAGACCAGCUAAGAAGGGGCGUGAUGGAGGUUUGAAAGAUUAUGCCUGGCAUGCAGAAAGUGAGCAGAGAAAGGUUUUUCUCCUUUCCCAACACCAGAACCUGUGGACAAGCUGAAUGCUGGAAGAUUCAGGAUAGAGGAAAGAAAGUUUUUCAUGCACUGCACAGUCAGAUUGUGGAACUCCCUGCCACAAGAGGCAGGGAUGGACACCAACUUGGAUGGCUUUAAAAGAGGAUUGGAAAAAUUCAUGGAGGAGGCUAUCGAUGGCUUCCGGCCAGGAUGGCGCAGCUUUGCCUCCGCAGUCAGAAGCAGCAACACUUCUGAAUACCAGUUGCUGGAAACCACAGGCGGGGAGAGUGUUGCUCUUGUGCUCAGAACAGUGUUCGAAAUUCACCAAGCGCAUUUUGCACCUGGCUUUCAGCCUCUUGCGACCGAGUGAAGGUGCCCGGGCACUAGGAUGGUGCCUGGCGGCUCCACCAUCUGGAGGGAUCCUCGGAUCGGGACUGUUUUCACACAUUAACAACACGUCUUGUAGAAUUCUAUCUGUGACAUUUUAUCCGCGCAAUCAGAAUGAGUUUCAGGAACCAAAAAGGCGUAUUGAGAAAUAUGACUUCUGAGCUGUCUGGCCCCUAAAUGGCACUAGGCAUUGCAUUUUGGCGACUGUAACCCUGGUUUAUAUAUCUGUAACCCUGGUUUGUAUAUCUGAGUUUCUAACACAGGCGCGGAUCCCACAGCAUCCUCACCCCUUCCGCCCUGGCACAUAGGAAACUGCCUUAGCUCAAGUCAGGCCUGUAGUCCACCGAGCCCAGCAUUGCUUUCACUGACUGGCAGCUUCUCUCCAGGCAGGAGAGUCUUUCCCCAGCCCUGCCCAGGAACUGAACCUGUCGCCUUCUGAAGGCCAAGCGAGUGCUCUGCCGUGAAGCUGCAGCCUUGGCCUUACACAGCCCCCUCCCUACCACCCUGCUGAGGGUGCUGGGGGGGGGGAGCAAGUUAGGUCCCUGAACUGGGUCUGCCCACCCCCGGGUUAGCCUGUUGAGCCACAGCCUGAACAUUUGGGCACUUUCCUGUGGUUUAAACAAAACCCUUUUUUAAGUUCAGAAGUCCCAACAAGAGGUGCUUCUGUCUUGCUUCCUUGCAAGGAGAGAAGCACAUGCUCUCCUUUCUUGGCACUGGUCUCCCUCCUCUUCUUCCUCCUCCUCCUCCUUCUCACUGGCCUUUGGGUGUUUUUUUUUUGCAGGGACAUCCCAGUGUCUGUGGCUGGAAAACCGAUUUUCCUCUUGUUUUGCUAACUGCACCCAAGUGGUGCGGAAUGUGCCUGCUUCUGAAGGCUGCUCCGCAGUCCCCAGGAGGUUUUGCCCAGCAAGGAGGAACAGUCUAAGUCUUUUUCCCUUUUUUCCCCUUGCAGGAAUUUCAUCUGCUCCUCCCCCACCCGAACCACAGCCUUCUCCUUGGCAGCUGUUUGGGCUUUAUGACAGCAGCAGAGGGAGGGAGGCAGCUAUACCAGCUUAGAGCGCAGUUAUCCGCUCAGGUUGCUGUUGACUUGAGAAAAUUGUGUGCUCCUUAAAGCAAUGAUGCAGAAAGCUCAGCGCUUGCUAGUUUUGUGCGCGCGCGCAUGUGUUUGUUUAUAUAUACAGUGGUACCUCUGGAUAAGAACGGGAUCCGUUCUGGAUCCCUGUUUGCAUCCUGAAGCGAACGCAACCCGCGUCUGCGGGGGUCGCGACGCGCCGCUUCCGUGCAUGCGUGUGACGUCAUUUUGACUGCGCGAACAGCAAAACCCGGAAGUUACGUGUUCUGUUACUUCUGGGUUGCUGUGGAGCGCAACCCGAAAGUGCUCAACCUGAAUCAUAUUUAACCCGAGGUAUGACUGUACAGUGGGACCUUGGUUCUCAAGCUUAAUCCCUUCCGAAAGUCGGUUCCAAAACCAAAGUGUUCCAAAAUCAAGGCGCGCUUUCCCAUAGAAAGUAACGCAGAACGGAUUAAUCCAUCCCAGACUUUUAAAAACGACUCCUAAAACAGCGAUUUAACAUGUAUUUUGCUAUCUAACGAGAGCAUUGAUCCAUAAAAUGAAAGCAGUAAUCAAUGUACUGUACUAUAAAAUAAAUAAGACAGUAUUGUAGAUGAUAAAGAUUAAAAUAAUUUUCCCCCCUUCCCUGCACUGAUGAUAGUCACUGUUUGGAUGGAGGGCUUUUAUCCAUUUCCGCAGUUACACAAUCAAUUGACCAGUAGCUGAACACAGCUGAACAGUAGCUGAACACAGUAGCUGAACACAGACACAGAAACAAAUUAACCGAAAAAGCCUCAAAAACAAAAACGCAAAAUAAAUAGCAAAAACAAAAGCGCCAAACUUAAUCUUUUCCAGAAGUCGAUUUGACUUCGAAAUGUUCAAAAACCAAGGCGCAGCUUCUGAUUGGUGCAGGCACCCCGGAAACAAUAGCCGACAGCUGCGUCGGACGUUCGGCUUCCGAAAAACAUCUGAAAACAGAAACAAACUUACUUCUGAUUUUUUGGUGUUUGAGUACCAAGGCGUUUGAGAACCAAGGCACCACUGUAUAUAUAAGUUUUCAACCAUGUAUGAACAAAACAAGAAGUUUCCCCCGUUCCCACCUUCUGGUACGGAUGAAGAUCUUUGAUCCUUUCAGACAUUGGCCUGUCACUAGAGAACGAGGGAGCGGUUCUCUUUACCUUGAAUGUGUUCCCUUGCGUUCAUGCUUUAAUGCAUGCUUAGGGGCCCAGCUUUUGCAAUCUGCAUGGGUGACGACGAAUGAGGAAAUAAGGAAAUGCAAUGGAGAGAUUCCCUCUUUCAUUAAGCUGCAGUAACAGGGGCUGUGCCUUUGUGUGCUGUGAAUCCAGUCUGCUCCCAGGCAGAUACCAUCGCCACAGUUGUAGCCGCCCCCUUCUAGGAGGGUGGUCUCGUGUUUUUAGUUCCAGCACCAAAUUAGCGCUUAAAAGCCCCUUCGGAGGCACCAACCCAAGUCCUGUUCCAGAACACUUUCUCCGCAAAGAGCUUUUUGACUCUCUAGAAUAGCGGCAGCAGUUAUUUUAGGAAUGGCUGCAAGUUCAGGAUGCUACAGGUCUCUUUGGACAGCUGGUGGCUCCCAGCUAGGGGGUUGCAGAGAAUACACCCCCCCCACCCUGUGUUCUUGGGAAAACACACAUCUUGGGGAAGGGUGUUUUUUUUUGGGAUCUGAUUGUCUCCUUGCCAUCAUAUCCAGGGAUGGGAAUCGAAUCCCAGAAACUUAGUCCUUCUAGGGCAUGGAUGUGUAGUGCAUACUAUGAAGAGUGGAGUACCAUGUCUUGAGGCAGUGAGUUCCACAGGCAAGCAAAGGAUUUGCGAAAUAGGUUGGUUACCUUUGGGUCACUGCAUGAGACAGGGAACGGGCUGAGAUUGCUGCAGUUUGUUAAGGGCGAUGGGAAUUGUUAGGAGAUGCCGUCCCAGAGCUACACUUCCCAGAGUUACUGGUGAAGAGGGAUUGAUUGUCGAGCCAUCCUGGGAAAUGUAGCUCUGGGAAGGGAAUUGGGGGUCUAGGCCCAUUGGGUGUGAGUGUCACGGGCUCAUUUAUAUCGCGCAAUCAUUGUGCCCGGUGCUUUACAGAGUGCCAAAAGGUGGGUCCCCGCCCCUAGCUGCAUACAACUUAAAAUUGAACACAAGAGAGAUGGAGGUAGGGGCAAAGAGGGGAAGCACAUGCAGUCUCUGUUUCCCUUAUAUGUGCUUUUGCUUAGUGGCAGUGGGACAAGUGUCUCCAAUGUUGUGCCCUCCGGAUGCUUCAGGCUAUGGUUCCUGAUGCAACCCCCCAAAAAGCAACAACUGGAGGGCACCAGGUUGGGUAAGGCUGCUGUAAGGGUACAUGCCUUAGAGGAGGAGAGGCCUGCACAGUGUGAUGCAGCAGCAAAAAAAGCUAAUGCGAUUCUAGGCUGCAUCCACAGAAGUCUAGUGUCCAGAUCAAGGGAAGUCAUAUUCCUGCUCUAUUCUGCCUUGGUCGGACCACACCUGGAGUCCUGUGUCCAAUUCCGGGCACCAGAAUUUAAGAAGGAUGUUGACAAACUGGAAGGUGGUGGGCAGAGGAGGGCGACCAAGAUGAUCAGGGGUCUGGAAACCAAGCCUGAUGAGGAACGGUUGAAGGAGCUGGGUGUGUUCAGCCUGGAAAAGAGGAGACUGAGAGUGUAGCCAACUUCCGAUAUCUUCGGGGCCAUGGAAGAGCAGACCAACCAGCUUGUUUUCUGCUGCUCUAGAGGGCAGGACCCGAAGCAAGGGGUUCAAAUGGCAAGGUGGGAGGUUCUGACUAAACGUUAGGAAUGGUGAAAGCUGAUGGGCUCUUUCCUUCGUUGGAGGUUUUGCAGCAGAUAGUGGACGGCCACCUGCCAGAGAUGCUGUGGCUGUGAUUCCUGCAGAGCAGGGGUUGGACUAGAUGACUCUUGGGGGGUCCCUUCCAAUGCCACCAUUCUCUGAUUCUAUAUGUGGGCACCCCAGCCCCUCCCUCUGACCCCCAGCCUCCUUCCAUAAUCUGUGUCUCUCCGCUUUGGUUCCUUUGUAGCCAGAACUGACCCGCCACCCGUCUGCGGAGACAGAAACUCCCUGUUCUCUGCAGAGGCUGCCGCCUAAGCCGGGUUUCCCCCGCUGCUGGCUAAAGAUAGCCUCCCCCACCUCCUCCUUCCCUCCUCCUCCUCCUCCUCUGCCGGCAUCCUGGCUUGGGAGCCUGUGUGCUUUUCACUGAGUCACAGGCUGCGCGGUUGACGCUGCAGAGAGAGAGGGGGCAGAGAGGGAGAAUAUGUGUAUAUAUCUGUGUUCCUCCAGCACAGAUGGGAAAACAAACCGCCACUAUGCACUAUAAAUAGCUCUCGCCAGGAGGAAGAAAGAUGAACUUCAUUGCUGUGUCUGCAGACGCGCUUCGGGGCUUUAACUCUUUGGUGCAGAGGCCGAGGUGUGGGUUUCUUUCCAGAGAGGCUCUCGGCAAAUGCCUUAUCAUUCACAGGGCUGGCACAAGAAACUGCCUCCUGUACCAUCAGUAAACAAUCCGGCUGUGUUCUUAGAUAAAUAAGGUAUACUAUUCAUUGUUAAAGCUCUGGUUUUCCCAGUAGUGAUUGCUGGAAGAAAUAUCAACAACCUCAGAUAUGCAGAUGACACAACCUUGAUGGCAGAAAGUGAGGAGGAAUUAAAGAACCUCUUAAUGAGGGUGAAAGAGGAGAGCGCAAAAUAUGGUCUGAGGCUCAACAUCAAAAAAACGAAGAUCAUGGCCACUGGGCCCAUCACCUCCUGGCAAAUAGAAGGGGAAAUGGAGGCAGUGAGAGAUUUUACUUUCUUGGGCUCCAUGAUCACUGCAGAUGGUGACAGCAGUCACGAAAUUAAAAGACGCCUGCUCCUUGGGAGAAAGGUGAUGGCAAACCUAAACAGCAUCUUAAAAAGCAGAGACAUCACCUUGCCAACAAAGGUCCGUAUAGUAAAAGCUAUGGUUUUCCCAGUAGUGAUGUAUGGAAGUGAGAGCUGAACCAUCAAGAAGGCUGAUCGCCAAAGAAUGGAUGCUUUUGAAUUCUGGUGCUGGAGGAGACUCUUGAGAGUCCCAUGGACUGCAAGAAGAUCAAACGUAUCCAUUCUGAAGGAAAUCAGCCCUGAGUGCUCACUGGAAGGACAGAUCCUGAAGCUGAGGCUGCAAUACUUUGGCCACCUCAUGAGAAGAGAAGACUCCCUGGAAAAGACCCUGAUGCUGGGAAAGAUGGAGGGCACAAGGAGAAGGGGACGACAGAGGAUGAGAUGGUUGGAUGGUGUUCUCGAAGCUACCAGCAUGAGUUUGACCAAACUGCAGGAGGCAGUGGAAGACAGGAGUGCCUGGCAUGCUCUGGUCCAUGGGGUCACAAAGAGUCGGACUAAACAGCUAAACAACAACAAAUUCAUUGUAUCAAAUCAUAAAUUUCUACAGAAGUAACUCAUAAAGUAACUCACAAACAAACAAAGCAGAAGACACAGUGGAUCAGAUCAUUCUCUAGUCAGUUCAGGCAUAAGGUCCAUACAUGUAUACAGGUAUCUAUUCCACCUUUCUGUUCAUAAGGUCCAAACAAUCCACAGAAAGGUUGUUACAGUUCCACAGAAUCCUUUCGCAGAGUCUAAAGACAAGGAUUUCCAGAAUAUUGGCCUUGUUUUGCCAUCCUGGGCUUCAUCAGUAGUUAAAGCUCUAAGUAAUACAAAUAAAUACAAUAUUGUGAUCUCAGGCAUUUUACAGCAAAAAUAAUAUAAAACCAUAAAUACCUGUACAUACCAUAUGUGAUAUUACAGGACAGUGGAUCUUAUGGCAUAGUAGUAGCUGCGGUAAGCAGCAACCGUUACAAAGUAGGGUUUUUUGGACAAGUGCAAUAUUGAUGGAGUUACAGGUGUUGGCAAUCCACAGAUACAGUAGAUCUUUCUUAAAGUGACCCCUAUGGCAUAGCAAAAGUAAAACAAACUUAAUCCACGUUCAGAUGUUAUACAUAUAAACAUUAAUACUAACUCAUACAUUAAUGUAAAUAGUUUUUGGAUCUAGAGUAAUAGCAAUCCACAAAUGCACAAUUUAGUACUCAAAAUAAUCCACUUGGCCACAGAGGUGAAACAAACUCAGUCCAUGCUCAGGUGUUCUGCAUAUAAACAUUGGUACAAAUUCACAAAAAACCCCCACUAUAAUCAAUUUCAGUAUUCAGAAGAGGUCCAUCUCGCUCAGUGUCGUCAGCGCUGGCUGGCAGCUGCUUACCAGGGUUCAGGCAGGUGCCAGAGAUGGAGCCUGGGACCUUCUGGCCGAAACAGCUGCUCCGUAGAGUUGGAAGGGCUCCCUGGCGGUCAUCUAGUCCAACCCCUUUGCAGUGCUGGAGCCACAGCAGCUUCACACCUCCAGCUUCUGCCCAGGGGUGCUUGGGUGACUGUGAGGAGCUUGGGAUUCCCAGAACCUCCAAUUUUAGAACUUGAGGAGGACCCUGUUUUGCUUCAUAAGGCUGGUUGCCUCCAUCUUGCUGCUGUUGGAAAGGGACGGAUGCCGUUGCGCUUUCAUUUUUCGUGCCUGGCAGGGAACGGAAGCAGAAAGCCAGACUUCACACCUGAGUGUCUGUGGUUGAAUGUUGCAUCCUCUCGUUUAAACCUUUUGACUACAGUUGCUGCUAUUAUACUGCUGGGUUAGGGCUCCUAGCAGGAAUUCUCCUUUUGCAAAAGGAAAAAUAAAUAAAAUGAAAUGAAAUGCUUUGCCAUUUGCUGGUAAAAAACAUUUUGAGGUAGAUGGCAAAGAUGCCCGUUUUACAGAUGAGAAACUGAGGCUGGAAGAAAAUGACUUGCUUGAGACCAUUUUACAGUGGUACCUCUGGUUGUGAACGGGAUCCAUUCUGGAGGCCCAGUUGCAACCUGAAAAGCCCGCAACCUGAAGCAUCGUAUCUGCGCAGGUGCGUGGCGUGAUUUGGCGCUUCUGCGCAUGCGUGAGCAGUGAAACCCGGAAGUAACCCUUUCUGGUACUUCCGGGUCACCGUGGGACGCAACCUGAAAAGACGUAACAUGAAGCAAACGUAACAUGAGGUAUGACUAUUUGUUAAAUGAUUUGUUUACUUGUAAGAUUCCUUCACUGCUUUUCACCACGAGGUCCUGAGGUUAGAUAACAAGAACCUACAAAGAGCCUGCAGGAUCAGGCCAGUGGCCCAUCUAGUCCAGCAUCCUGUUCUUCAAGUGGCCAAUCAGACGCCUGUGGGAAGAACGCCAGCGGGACCCGAGUGCGAGAUCACCCUUGGUUUCCACUCAGAAGCAUCACCGGCUCCAACCAUGAAGGCAGAACGUGGCUGGGAGCCUUCAAUAGCCCUCUUCUCCUCCAUGGAUUUGCCUCAUCUAGGUUGGUGGCCAUCCCUGCCCAGGUGCCUCCAAGCGAAACCUACAGGCAGGAUUCCGGCACAAGAGCAUCACUCUCCCCUCCUGUGGUUUCCAGAAACUCAGAAUCCUCCGGAAAAACAAUCUCUCAAAGGACCUGUUGAUGGCAUUUUACCAUUGGACUGUGGAGAGUGUAUUAACUUAUGGUCUCUGUGUGUGUGGUUUGGGAGCUGCACGGCCAGGGAAAAAAUAAUGCUGUCCAGGGUUGCAAAGACUGCGGAGAGAAUAAUUGGGUGCACUCUUCCCACCUUGGAUCAAAUCUACGCUUCCAGGUGUCAUAAGAAAGCUGCAGAGAUAGCGCAGGAUAGUGCGCACCCCGGAAAUGAUCUCUUUUCAGCUUCUGUCUUCUGGAAGAAGGUGCAGGGUUAUAAAGACUUAGGACUAGCCACCUCAGAAACAGUUUCCACCAAAAUGCGAUUUUGGUUUUGAAUGCAGUGUAAGGAGUCUCCAUGGGAGUAUAUUGUAUUUAAAAAUGGGGUAUCAAAAGUUUUUAGGGGACCAACCAGAUUGGGAUAGCUGGGAUAGCAGGCUUGUUGGUUUUUGAAUGUCUUAUGUAGAUUUUUCAAUUUUGUUGUUCUGUAUGACAAUGACAAUAAAGAUUAUUGUAUCGUAACUGGCAUUCGGAAGCAUCGCUGCCUCCAGGGAAGAACAUUGGCAUCCCGGUUAGAAGCCCUCAAUGGCCCCCUCUCUGCCCAGCUUUGGGCCUCUUCUGCCCACCUGGCUUUUCCUUGCGCCGCGAAGGCAGUGUGGGGACCAGGGUCAUAGGCGUGUGGGGUUGAAGACAUGCUGUGGCUUCCCCUUCGAGACGAGCCCUGCCUUGAUUUCUGGGAAGGGUGAUGCUGGGACCAAGAAAAUGCACCACAUGCAGAGUGAAGGCCUCCCUUGGGGGAACCAGAUGCAGUCAUGUGGGCAGAGGGAUGGAGGAAGGAGCGAGUCACGCAAGCGCAUCUCCUGCCCGCCUAGCAGAGUGUGGCAGGCUGCCCCAGUCUCUUUAUAUCUAUAUCACACUUUCAAGAAAUAUAUCUGUGCUCAAAGCAGCUGACCUUAAAAAACAAACACACUCCAGUCUAAAUACAAUAACCCCGUACAUCAUGGGUAGGCAAACUAAGGCCUGGGGGCCAGAUCCGGCCCAUUCGCCUUCUAAAUCCGGCCCGUGGACGGUCCGGGAAUCAGCAUGUUUUUACGUGAGUAGAAUGUGUGCUUUUAUUUAAAAUGCAUCUCUGGGUUAUUUGUGGGGCAUCGGAAUUCAUUCAUAUUUUUUUCCAAAAUAUAGUCCGGCCCCCCACAAGGUCUGAGGGACAGUGGACCGGCCCCCUGCUGAAAAAGUUUGCUGGCCCCUGCCGUACAGGAUCAAAAGCAUAUGAUAUCAUUAUAUCAGUGGUUAUGAUUAAUACCCAGUGGCUUCUGCAGGGGGGGCUGAGAGAUGCCCCCUGCCAGAGACCCCUGGAGGACAGCUGCCGGUAAGUGUAGGCACUGCUGAGCAAGGUCACUCGAAGUAGGGCUUCCCAGACCUGGGUUUGCAGCUGUUUUGGGACUACAGUUCCCAUCAUCCAUGACCACUGGUCCUGCUAGUAGGGAUGAUGGGAGUUGUAGUCCAAAAAACAACAACAGCUGGAGACUCAAGUUUGGGAAACUAAGCAUGCAGAUCACUCCUGAGAUUAUAAGAACAUGGGAGGAGCCUGCUGGAUCAGGCCAAUAGGGGCCCGUCUCGUCCAGCAUCCUCUUCUCACAGUGGCUAACGAGAUGCCUGUGCGAAACCAGCUACCAGGAUCCGAGCACAAGAGCAACUCUCCUUUUCUGCAGUUUCCAGCAACUGGGAUUCAGCCAUGGAGGCAGAGCACAGCAGCCCGCAGCCCACUCUUCCUCCACGAAUUGCUCUAAUCUUCUUUUCAAGCAAUCCAGUUGGGGUGGCCAUCCCUGCGUCCUGUGGCAGGGAGUUCCGCAGUUUAAGCUAGGCGCUGUGUGGAGAAGGGUUUCCUUUUCUCUGUCCUGACUCUUCCGGCAUUUCGCUUCCUUAGAUGCCCACCCACUUAAGUGUUACGAGAGAGGUCUCUGCCCGCCAUCUCUGUGCCAGGCAUCAUUCCACAAACUCCUUAUCGUGCCUCCUCUUUACUGAUGGUGGAAACAGGGACGCUCUUGGCGCAGCAGCUCCUUGCGAGAGGCGUGCUCUGCAAAUGCGCAGGAGGCUGCGAGGCAGCGUCCAAAAUAGCCCCAGCCUGCAUGGCGCAGGCUGGUAAUCCUGCCCCGAGUCUCCCAGCCCUACAUGUGAACUCCAAAGAGAUUGGUGUGUGUGUUAGAGUAAACAGUCCCGCGAUCCGGCAGGCUCUCUUGAUGAUGGUCUGGGUCAUCCUUGGGAAACAGCCUUCGUGCACAGGGGACCUUUGUCCCUCUCCUCAGCUGCUCUGCUGGGCUGACUUCUGGAACGGGGCUUCUCUGUCUGCUCAGGAUUAGUCACUGGACCAGCCGUAACCCGAACCUCAAAGCGUUGGCGUCUGGUGCUGGCGGCGUCCGGCGCUCAGCCCAAAGGCUCAGAGAAACCGGAGCCUGUGGAAUGCAUUUGCUGUGCAGGACUGUUCCUGGCCGGUGGCCCCCACCCCCCGCAAACGAGGCCUUGCCGGGCUGGAGACACACGUCCGUAAGGCUGCCAGGGGUGUCACAGUUGGUGGCAGAGCAGGCGUGACAACAUUUGAGGCCUGGAGCCGGAAAAAUGAAUUCUUGCAGGUGGGAUGAGGCCAGAGCAACCUUUCUCCCAACCUGGGACUCUCUGGGUGUUGUUGGACUACAACUCCCAUCAGCCCUUGCCAUGGCAGUCGUGCUCCUAUGAGCCUCAGCACCAUGGCUGUGCUAGCUGAUAGGAGCUGGGGGCCCAAAACGUUGAUGCCGAAAUCCAGCGUCGCCUGAGCUCUGCGAGUGUGGCUUUCUCCCGAUUGAAGUGCAGAGUGUUUGAGGACCGGGACAUUUGCAGGGAAACCAAAAUGCUUGUUUACAAAGCUAUUGUACUACCAACCUUCUUGUAUGCUUGUGAAACGUGGACCACUUAUAAAUGCCAUCUCCAACUCCUCGAAAGAGUCCAUCAAUGGUGUCUCCGAAAAACUUUACACAUCACUUGGGAAGACAGGCAAACUAAUGCCAGCGUACUGGAAGAAGCAAAGAUCCCCAGUGUCGGAGCAAUGAUUCUUCAACAUCAACUUUGUUGCACUGGUCAUGUUGUGCGGAUACCUGAUGAUCGUCUUCCAAAGCAACUACUCUAUUCCGAACUUAAAAAUGGAAAGCGUAAUUCUGGUGGUCAACAAAAGAGAUUUAAAGACUGUCUCAAGGCAAAUCUAAAAAAAUGUAGUAAGACCACUGACAAUUGGGAAACACUGGCUUACGGGUGCUCCAGUUGGAGAAUAGCCUUGACCAAAGGUGUCAUGGGCUUUGAAGACACUCGAACUCGGGACACAAGGGAGAAACGUGCCAAGAGGAAGGCACGCUUGGCAAACCCUCACCAUGAUCAACUCCCGCCCAGAAACCAAUGUCCCCACUGUGGAAGGACAUGUGGAUCCAGAAUUGGCCUCCACAGUCACUUACGGACUCACUUUUAAAACCGUGUUUAUGGAAGUCAAUUUUACCUGUUUAGGGAAGCUUUUAAUGUUUAAUAGACUCGGGGGGGGGGGGACAGGCCAGGGCAGAGCAGGUAUUUGAGGAACUGCUAGGCCUUGUGUCCAUCACAGCAAGCAUGGCUAAUGGGCAGGGAUAAUGGGAGUUGUAGCUCAACAAGAUUUCCAGGGUCGAAGGUUCCCCGUUCCUGCUGUAGAGUGGGGCUAGUUUGCCUGUUCGUUGCGAGGCCCCUUGGGAGUGUGCAUGGUUUAUCGUUGCUCACGCAGCGCCCCCAAGUGCUGCAGCUCAGGGAAGAGGGAAGAGAUACAGGCACUCAUAAUAAUAAUAAUAAUUCAUUAUUUAUUCCCCAGCCACUCUGUGCAGCUUUCAACAGAAUAUUAAAAUACAAUAGUCUAUUAAACAUUAAAAGCUUCCCUAAACAGGACUGCCUUCAGAUGUCUUCUAAAAGUCUGGUAGUUGUUGUUCUCUUUGACAUCUGGUGGGAAGGUGUUCCACAGGGCGGGUGCCACCACCGAGAAGGCCCUCUGCCUGCUUCCCUGUAACUUGGCUUCUCGCAGCGAGGGAACCGCCAGAAGGCCCUCGGAGGUGGACCUCAGUGUCUGUGCAGAAUGAUGGGGAUGGAGACCCUCCUUCAGGUAUGUGCAGAAUGUCAUAACCUUGGCACUGCCAGUCAAAGAUAGCAGGUCAGAGAUGCUUGAGAGACACCUGUCUCCACCAGCGAUGGUGGCAAUUCUGUGUUAGACUCCCCGCCUCUGCAGGCAGAAUGGCAACCGUUCAUUUAGAGGAGUGGAGGAAGAAGGGGGCUGUACCCCUUACCUCCUAGCACCCUCCAGUUAAUCUGCCACCCCUUUGGGAACGACAGAUCUAGAGGGCAAAGCGGUUUGGCAAAGCCGAAAGUUCUCACAUGCAAAAAAGUCCUGUGCUGUGUUUCUGAAUACCAGCCUCUGGAAACCGCAAGAGCAAGAUAAAGCUGCUGUCCGUGUCAAGUCCUCCUUGCUGGUUCCGCACAACGGUCAACUGGUCGGCCACUGUGAGAAAGAACAGGAAGCUGGACUUGAUCCCUUUGGCCUGAUCCAGCAACCGGCUGCUCUUUUGUUCCUGCUCUUUCCUUUCUGCGGGGCAGAUUCCCGCUAGAUUGCGGCCCCAGCCACUCGCCGGCAGCUUUGCUCCCGAAGGCCCUCAAUAACCAGCCGGAACAAAAGCGGUGUUGCAAAAUGGAGGCCGCAAAAAGAGCCUCUUUUGCCGCCUGCCUAAACUCUGAAGGCUCCUAAUAAGAAUUCGAGAGGCGCAAUGGAGAGCCUUUGCAAAGAAGAUAGUUACGAGGCUUUUGUCCCCUGAAGGGUCAGCGAGACCCAGGCGUUUUUUGGCAGGCUUCCCUGUUGACGGGGGGUGGGGGGGGUGGGGGGGGGAGGAAGGAGGAAUCGGCAGCUUCGGAGAUGGGAGGAAUUUCGGGUUGGAUGUUUUAACUCGGAGACGUUUCGCAGGAGCCAAAUUUGAGCUUGUGCUGGGGUGCUGACUCAGAGCUUGCUGCUGAAUCACCAUCUCUGCUUCCUGUCUUGAGUGGGUGUCCUUUUCUCAGAAGACACUUCUCCUUCUGCUUCUGAAUUGUAGGGGGGGGGCGGGCCGACUGCAAAAGCAGCAGCCCUGCAUUUCCUGGGGUCAGGUGGGGACGACAGCGGUUCUUUUCUCUGAAAAGAGUCGUGUGAUGCUCUGCAGCAGGCCAGAGGGGGGUGCUUUUACCAGCUCGGUCUGCUUUGCCAACUGCAGCCGUUCCUGGGAGACCCUGACCACACACUGGCUACCUCAAGGCUGGACUACUGUAAGGUGCUCUUUGUGGGGCUGCCCUUGGGGGCUGUUCGGAAGCUCCCCCUGGUGAAGAAUGCCGCUGCCAGAUUGCUGAUGGGAGCUUCUAGUCAAGAACAUGUGGCCCCAUUGUUGAAACAUUGUAUUUUAGUGUUUUGUUAGAAGCCUCCCAGAGUGGCUGGGGAAACCCAGCCAGAUGGGCAGGGUAUAAAUAAUUAAUAAUAAUAAUAAUAAUAAUAGUACCUCAGAGAUCUCCUGAACCCUGACAUCCCAGCUUGAUCACUGAGAUCAUCCGCACAAGCAUCUCUCGUUGUGGGGCUCGUUUGACAAUAACCACCUUGGAUUAAAUCUACGCUUCCAGGUGCCAUAAGGAAGUGGCAGAGAUAGUGCAGGAUAGUGCGCACCCUGGAAAUGAUCUCUUUCAGCUUCUGCCUUCUGGAAGAAGGGACAGGGUUAUAAAGACUAGGACUAGCCGCCUGAGAAACAGUUUCUAUCCAAAUGCAAUGCUGGUUUUAAAUGCAGUGUAAGGCGUCUGUAUGGGAGUACAGUGGUACCUCUGGAUGCAAACGGGAUCCGUUCCGGAGCUCCAUUUGCAUCCUGAGUAGAAUGCAACCCGCUUCUGCGUAUGUGCGUGACAUCAUUUUGAGCGUUUGCGUGAGUGGCGAAACCCGGAAAUAACGCGCUCCAUUACUUCCGGGUCGCCGCAGAGAGUAAAAACGCUCAAUCUGAAGCAUAUUCACCCCGAUGUAUAAUUGUAUAUUGUUUUUUUAAAUGGGGUAUCAGAGUUUUUAGGGGGCUAAACAGGUUGGGAUAGGUGGGAUAGCAGCUUGUUGGUUUUUGAAUGUCUUAUGUAGAUUUUCAAUUUCGUUGUUCUGUGUGGGACGGUGACAAUAAAGAGUAUCGUAUCGUAUUGUUUCGUUUGUGGAAACUUAAGGAGGCGGAAGUGCUAACGUAGAAUGGGGUGUUGCUUAGCCAUAAGGCUGGGCCUCUGUCGAAGAGACGGACUUGCUGCUGGGUCCCCUGGCUCAGUGUAUUCCGCCUUCAAAGUUUGCCGGGGGUGGGCAAGAUGACCUUUGGUGUCGUACAGUUCUAUGAUUCUGUGAGGGCCAGAGGUCUCAGUCCCAGCCUUGCUGCUUGAAAUCCCUUUUUCUUUCCGAAUGGGGGAGGCUGGAGGCUGCACCUUGGAGCUUCCGCAUGCAGAGCAGCUGAUUUGCUGCUGAGCUAGGAGGCUUCCCUCUCUCUAAAGCUGUUUUGGAGAAGAAAAUUGGGCCGCAGGGUGGAUGCGGCACAGGGACACAUCCUUCCCUUUGCCACGAGGGUUUUGUGUACACUACACAGCCGCCAACGCCCUUGCGCCUGAUUGCCCUCUCUCUGCAUUUCUCCUCCCGAGGCUGCAAGCUGGUGCCAAUUAUUCAUCUCCUUUGCCUGCUGAAUAAUACAUUCACCUGUGCAUUAAGUGGGGGCAGGCUGGCCUUUCCCUGGUCAGGAGAGGAGAAAGGAGAAGGGCGUAAUUUUCAGCGUUCGGGAACCGACUCCCCGUCUCUCUUUCUCUGAACUUUUGCAGAGAUCAGAGCUGUGAAUGUCACCUUGUCUGCCGUUGCCUUGCAACAUCGUGGUUUUCAUUUGGCUUCGAGCAAUCAGCGGCGGAAGUGCCUUGUGUGACACGGAAAAUUCAUUAUACCUGCGAUCUUUAAUUUGGCUCGUUGAAGAAGAUAAUCGUCUCAGUUUAUUUGUUUUUUUGCUCCGUUUCCUGAUGCAACUAGUGACCCCAUUCCUGCCAGGAAACUUUUGCCGCCUUGAGUGGCUGGGAGAAUCUCGUCAGAUGGUUGGGGGGUGGUAUAAAUAAAAAGGUAAAGGUACCCCUGCCCGUACGGGCCAGUUGUGACCGACUCUAGGGUUGCGCGCCCAUCUCGCUCUAGAGGCCGUGAGCCGGCACCGUCCGAAGACACUUCCGGGUCACGUGGCCAGCGUGACGAAGCUGCACUGGCGAGCCAGCACCAGCGCAGCACACGGAAACGCCGUUUACCUUCCCGCUAUAAAGCGGUACCUAUUUAUCUACUUGCACAUAAGAGUGCUUUCGAACUGCUAGGUGGGCAGGAGCUGGGACCGAACGACGGAAGCUCACCCCGCCGCGGGGAUUCGAACCGCUGACCAUACGAUCGGCAAGUCCUAGGCACUGAGGUUUUACCCACAGCGCCACCCGCUGGGAGAAUCUGGUCAGAUGGUUGGGGGGUGGUAUAAAUAGUGAAAUUAUUAUUUGCCAAGCUGGUGCCUGCAAGAGGGAGCCGGGUGCGAGAGAACGCUCCUUUCCUGCAGUUUCCAGCAACUGGUAAUCGUAUGCAUUAGGAAUAACUUUCUGAUGGUAGGAACCAUCAGAACUUCCAAUUCUACAAUUCCAUGAUUCUAAAAGCGGCCUUUUGUUUCCGUUCAGCUCUGUGACAGGGGUGAAUUUCCCCCUUUGCGGUGUCUGCAUCAGAGGCCAGCCCUGUCUGCAGCCCAGCCCAAGCUUCCCAGCCCCGAUAAUUUUAACGUUUAGCUAUGCACAGCGCUUGUGGUUUGACUCUCAUUUGCAAGGACGUGUCGGGUCCCCGAGCGAUGUGUUUUGCAUAUUCUGUUUUGCAUAAUUCACGCAUGGUGCUCCAAAGGGCCAGAGAGUCUUGCAACAGCAGCUGCCCAGGGUGAAGCUGACUUGCAUGUAGUUAAUCUUUGGAACUCCCUGCCCCAGGAGACAGCGAUGGCUUUAAAAGAGGGAUGGAUUCAACUAGGAGGGCUGUGUUCUUCCUCCAUGGCUGGAUGCAGCGAUGCUUCUGAAUCCCAGCUGCUGGAAACCACAGGAGGGGAGAAUUGGGUGUUGUGUUCGAAUCCUGCUUUUGGGUUUCCCAUAAUGGGCAUCUAGUUGGCCCCUGUGAGAACCGGUUGCUGGACUUGGGGUGUCACUGGCCCAAUGCAGCAGUACUCUUAUUAUGUUCUUGAUCUGCUGGAGGUCUUGCCUUGCUUUCUCCUCCUCCCUCCAGCAGCCAGGGUAUAGCACAUCGGGAGCGAGAGGCAGGGUCUUUUCGGUUGUGGCUCCUGAGUUGCGACACAGAGAAGUUCAUCUGCCCCUCCCCUUUUUAACUGGUCUCUGGAGACUGUGCUCUUUCAGUGGGUAGUUUAUAAAAUAAUAUAUAGAGCCCUGCGGUCGGGGUGUGGGCAGCCUUUCGGCCGCUUGGCAAUGCUGGACUCCAGCUCCCAUCAGCCCCAACCAGAACAACCGUAGGAUGCUGGGGCUGAUGGGAGUUGUAGUCCAAAACGUGGGAGGGGGUGGCCAGGUUGGCAAAGGCGUAUUGCUUUCUUCCCUGAUGUGCUGUUUUUAUGUCAAGCAGCAAAGACUAAACCCAGGCACACAUGUGGCAAGAGUCUUUGACCUGCAGGUUUUUUUUAUUGUUUUCAUUUGUGCAAUUGCUUCUUACGUGUUUUUGCACUGUAAAUCGCUUUGAGAUGCCUCGCAGAAAGCAAUUUAAUAAUAAUAAUAAUAAUAAUAAUGUACACCCACUUAAAAAAUAAAUAAAUCUCAGGGUGGUUCGCAGAAUAAAGUACAAGAUAAAAAUGCAAGUUAAUAAUUAUAACAAAGCCCAAAGAAACAGCAACCGCCCCCUUCCCACAGACCCAUUUAAAAGGCUGUAGAAUAUUAAUCUGCCCAAGGCCUGGUGGAAGAGGAACAUUUGUGAGUUUGUAAGAUCUAGGCAGUGCCUCUGAGUGUGUGUUUUUUCUUCCUGGGGUGGUGCUUUUAAUUUGCCCCUGAUUUAAGCGCAACCCAUCGCAAAUGUCCGGAGAUCAGGGUUGUCCAGAUCAGGGUGUGUGGUGGGUUCAUGUAAGGGAGAACGAAGCCCCAAAACUUCCCAUUUUAGGGAGUUGAGUUCUUCUAUAGCUUCACCGCAAUAGUCAUCCCCCUGUUUUAAAUCUCUCUUUCUCUCCCCCCCCCCAAUCCUUUUGUUGUUGCCAUAGAUUCCAGAAGCAUGUCCACACCUACCGGAUCUUGCCGGACGAAGAGGAUUUCCUGGCCGUGCAGGUGAGCUCCGUACCUCUUGCCGCCUCCUUUUGCAGAGUUUGUGUAGAUUCCGUUGCUUCCGGUGACGGUUGCGCACAAAGAUCUGUGGCUAUAUGUACCCAAAACGCUGUUGUUUGUUCCUGGAUAGAUUUCACUGCACGCUUUUGAAGGAAAUGGGUUCAGGGAGGGCAUAAGCAGUUCCAGUAGCAGGGGAGAAUCCUGAAAUCAGUUCUAAAAGACGAAUGACUCCUCACGGUACACCAGCCUUAGAGGCGCACUCCCAAGAUGUUUCGAACUACCCUUCCCAUCCGCCUCACCCAGCAGCGCCUGCUCCCAUCAGCUUCCCAGUGUCACAUGGCAAGUGGUACCCAGGAAUUAUGGGGGUUGUAAUCUGGAACUCAUCUGCCACGGAUGCUUUGGCUGAAAUUCCUUCAUUGCAGGGGGUUGGACUAGAUCAGGCAAACUUGGCCCUCCAGAUGUUUUGGGGCUACAACUCCAUCAUCCCUAGCUAACAGGACCAGUGGUCAGGGAUGAUGGGAAGUGUAGUCUCAAAACAUCUGGAGGGCUGAGUUUGCCUAUGCUUGGACUAGAUGAUGGGGGGGGGGUCCCCUUCCAAACCUGCAGUUCUACGAUUCUGUGAUUCUAUGAAGUCCAAAAUGGCGUAAGGCUGCUGUUCAUUAACAAUGCAGUUCAAUGGGACUCCCUGUUAUAGAAUCAUAGAAGCUGUAGAAUUGGAAAGGGGACGCCCCCCCCGAGGGUCACCUAGCCCAACCCCUGCAAUGCGGGGAUCUUUGUGCCCAGUGUGGGUUUCGAACCCACAACCCUGAAACUAAAGAGCCUCAUGCUCUGCCGACUGAGCUAUAUAACCGUUUUAACAUUCAGGGCAAUGUUUGGCGACGUGCGGAGUGGAAAAGAAGGAGGCUCUUGCCCAGGGGUUUAUGCCCAGCCCCCUUGGCUGGCGAAGACAGAAGGUUGGGGGCUGGGUUCCACGCUGUGCGCCUGUGAGCGCAGGCCGGGAGGUCCCCUGGGACGUGAGCGACGCUUCUCCCUCCUGACCGCGGAACGGGUGUCCCUUUAGCCCAGCACUGUCUCCAGGGCAGAGCAGGGGUUGGCAGGAGCCCUGCAGAUGCCCACACACUGCUGAUCUUGGCAGGAAGUCUGCCUGGCUCAGGCGAUGGUUCAUUUAUAGCACUACAGUAACCUCAUUGUGCCGUCCAAGCCGGCAGGAAAAAGUGAGCCCUGGAGGGGGGGGCUGCUGAAAGGAGGACAUUCCCCAGGUCCAACCCCCCCCCUGCUGCCCAGCUUGUGUUGCAGAAUCCUAAGCGAGCCCAGGAGCCUGCCCUCUCUGCCUGCGCCACGGCUGGGGGAAAGGGGGCGGGGGGGUUUGCAGUGGGUGCUGGUGGGGGGAAGGAAAGCUUAUUCCCUUGCCUGGGAUGGCCCCCAGCUGCCAACUGAUCGGAGUGGCUUCUCCCUGGCCAAACAGGGAAUUCUCAGCAGGCAUUUCCUGUUUUGUGCUCCAGAGGUUGGCGAGGCUUUUAAAUGGUUGGAAAUCAGUUCUGUAAGCCUGUCUGUGUCCAGACCGCCUUCGGUGGGUGGGUGGGUGGGCGGUGCGGAGAAGCACACAUGCAUCGGCAGGGGUUUGGACUCUUGGGGUACCCCCCUCCCAGUUCUGUGAUUCUAUAUGGCGCCCAUCCCUGCAACGCUGAAAUAAUCUCAGUUCGUUGCACAGAAAAGCCAGCUCUGUGGCUUGAAUAAGCAGCAGCCUCUGGUCCUUGGCUUGUGGGAAGGAAAAUCUUCUUCAAAGAGGCACUGAUUCCACCCCCCUCUGCUCUUUACACUUGGCUUUUGGAGUUAUCCGGGCACUGCUUGGCCUCACUGCUUCCGUUUGCAAGCUCAGAAGGGCUCAGAAUUCGCUUUCUGUAUUAAAAAAACAAAACGGGAAGUGCAGAUUCUCAGAGCCGAGCUGGUCCCUGUUUGCCAAGGUAAUGAGAAAACUGCUGAGGGUAUUGAGUAGGGAGGGUGCUCAGCCUUUCUCUCCCCCCCCCCAGCAAGUGACCCUCACCACCAAUUGGUUUCAGAGCCUGGUUGUGGGAGAAAGCUUUUCAAAACAACCUUAAGAGGAUUUGGGGGGGAAGGAUUGUUAGGGUCUUAAAUUUGCAAGGGAAUAAAUUAAUUUAUCUAGAGGUGAUUUUUUGGGGGGAGGGGUGUGUGUCACGAAGAGGGGUUGCUGAUGUUUUAAUGUAUUUUUAAUAUUUUGUUGGAAGCUGCCCAGAGUGGCUGGGGAAACCCAGCCAGUUGAGCGGGGUAGAAAUAAUUUAUUAUUAUUAUUAUUAUUAUUAUUAGGCAGUCUGAGGUUUAGACCCCCCUUCCUAAAUGCAGACCACCCCCAUCUAGAGAUGCCCAGGAUUAGAGCAAGGGGCGUCUCUCUUGCAUGGCCCCCACCACUGAACUCUUCCCAUGUUCAUGGGUUGAGUAAAAACAACCUUUAUCAAGUGUUUUCACUUUAGUGGGGUUGAAACUGCUGUGAAGCCCUCCCAGUUCAAUCCUGUCUUCAUAGGCACAGGUUGCGCUGAAUUCAGGUCUUCUCCCGCCUUGGGCGACCUGCCAGAGGUGUUUUGUGAUGGAGCUAGGAGCCCUUUUGCAGUCACAAGGCACAGACUGAUCUUGCGGCGACUGACCUCUGUCACUUCCUGGUUCCUGAGCAGUAGCUUCUGUCCUCCUGAUCUCCCCCCAGCGGUGACGCUUGUGGGCUGGCAGCGGCGCUCGAGGAAGUCUGCCUGUGACCUUUGUGCCGUGGGAAUCUCUUUGGCUCAGAGCACGGCCUCGGGGACAAAGGGACCUGGUGGGAGGUGUCGUGCCAAACAUCCAGGGUGGGGAAGAGUGUUGUGUUUUCCGCAUGAGGUUCAAGGAAUUCUGCUAGCGGUGAAAGGGUAGAAUUAAGGGACAGAUAAAUGGCUCUGAUACUUGGAGGUCCAUGCCCAAACUUCCUCAUUGAUGAUACUUCUCUGUCUGCCCUGCGUUCAAAAUGACUGGUGGAUUAUGAUGGACAAAUUUUGCAUUACAGUGGUACCCUGGUUCUCAAGCUUAAUCAGUUCCGGAAGUCCGUUCCAAAAUCAAAGCGUUCCAAAACCAAGGUGCGCUUUCCCAUAGAAAAUAAUGCAAAAUGGAUUAAACCAUUACAGACUUUAAAAACAACCCCUAAAACAGCCAUUUAACAUGAAUUUUACUAUCUAAUGAGAUCACUGAUCCAUAAAAUGAAAGCAAUUAUCAAUGUUCUGUACUAUAAAAUAAAAAAGACAGUACAGUGGUACCUCGGGUUACGUACUUAAUUCGUUCUGGAGGUCCAUUCUUAACCUGAAACUGUUCUUAACCUGAAGCACCACUUUAGCUAAUGGGGCCUCCUGCUGCCGCUGCACCGCCAGAGCACGAUUUCUGUUCUCAUCCUGAAGCAAAGUUUUUAACCCGAGGUAAUAUUUCUGGGUUAGUGGAGUCUGUAACCUGAAGCGUAUGUAACCUGAAGCGUAUUUAACCCAAGGUACCACUGUACUGUAGAUGAUAAAAAUUUAAAUUAUUAUUAUUUUCUUACCUGUACUGAUGAUAGUCAUUGUUUGGAGGGGGGGCUUUUAUCCAUUUCCGCAGUCACGCAAUCAAUCAGUAGCUGAACUGGGUUCCACACAGUCACAAAAACAAAUUAACCGAAAAGGGAGGGAGAACAACAUUUCUUUAUCCGCUUCCUCUGUGCCAAGCCUCUAUCAUGCUGCCUCUUUCUUGCAUUUUCUCCAAACCUUAAAAUCCUAAACGCUGCGACCUUUCCUCAAGGGGAAAUCGCUCCACACCCGCCCUCAAUCCUCCUUUCGGCUGCCGUUUUCUGAACCCUUUCCCAACAUCCUUUUUGAGGUGAGGCAACCAGAACGUCUUUCUCUUUGCCUUGACGGGUCCUGCUCCCUCCUUUCCCUGCAGACAUCUCAAGGCGUCCAGGUGAGGCGGUUCAAGACCCUGAGCGACCUCAUCACCCUCUACCUGCAGCCGAACCAAGGCCUCGUCUGCACGCUGCUCUUCCCUGUGGAACGGGAGAAGGACAAGGAGAAUGUGGAGGACAGGGACUACUCAGGUACAAACACACCUUUGAACCCCAACCCACAGGUGGUCGAUCUUGUCUGCUCCCCUCCUGAAAGCCCUUUGCACCAACAGGGACAGGAAGGCCCUUACCUUAGGGCAGUGUUGGCCAAACUUGGGUCUCCAGCUGUUUGGGGACUACAGCUCCCAUCAUCCCUGACCACUGGUCCUGUUAGCUAGGGAUGAUGGGAGUUGUAGUCCAAAAACAGCUGGAGACCCAAGUUUGGCCAACACUGCCUUAAAGGUAAAGGGACCCCUGACCAUUAGGUCCAGUCGUGGCCGACUCUGGGGUUGCGGCGCUCAUCUCGGUUUACUGGCCGAGGGAGCCGGCGUACAGCUUCCGGGUCAUGUGGCCAGCAUGACUAAGCCGCUUCUGGCGAACCAGAGCAGCGCACGGAAACGCCGUUUACCUUCCCACAGGAGCGGUACCUAUUGAUCUACUUGCACUGUUUUCGGCACCUGCUAAAAAGCACUUUUGUUCAGACAAGCCUGCCCACGUGUUUAGGAAGCUCGUGUGAGUUUUAAUCUACUUUUAGUUUAUUGGUAUUCCAACUUUCCAGAUGUGUUAACUUAUUCCUUCCUGAUAGCUUUAUUGUUUUGGGGUUUUUUUGUAUUAAACAAAACAACAACAACCCUGCCAGCCCACACACUGCAGCUUGGUGAUCCUGUUUCUGCUGACCGUUUGCCUUCUGCCUUCCACAGAUGGGGAGGAUGAGAAGCCCCCACUGCCUCCCCGAUCGGGAUCCACCAGCCUUCCUGUUGGCAGCACUGCCGCCGGCCUGGCUAGCAACGCCCCUGCUGUGCAGGACGGGGCACUCGAAAGGUAAAUAAUAUCCCUUCUGCAUCUCCGGAACUCCCUGCCACUUGACAUCAGCCAGCCCCUUUUGCUUUACUCCUUUCGGCUAAAAACAUUUUUGUUUAGCCUAUCCACAAAUCCUGAUAUGUUUUUAAUUUAUUGCUGCUUUUAAAUUUUUAAAUUGCUCUUAAUAUUAAUUUGUUUUUUAUUUUAUUAAACAGCUUUGAGGGGUUUUUUUUAAACAAUCAAGUGGGGUGUGUGUGUGUGUGUGUGUGUGUGUGCAUAUAUAUAUAUAUGUGUGUGUGUAUAUAUGUAUAUAUAUAUAUGUGUGUGUGUGUGUGUGUGUGUAUAUAUAUAUAUAUAUAUGUGUGUGUGUAUAUAUAUAUAUAUAUAUAUGUAUACACACACACACACACACACACACACACACAAAUAUAUAAGGGGUGUGCACUGUUGUAUAUACCCCAUGUGAGAAUGUGAGUCUCUGCCAGUGGGGUAUGCUGGGGGGUUUUUUUUGCUGCCCACCCCCCUUGCAGAUGUUGGUGUUCUUCAUCCUCCAGUACCGACUGCCCCCUUCCCAAAUUUGACCAGGUCCCUUUUAUCUCCCCCUUUAGAUGUGAUGCAAGAUUAUCUAAUUGCGAAAUGUACCACUGAAAACGUACUUAUCUAUUUGUUUCGUUUGUGAACUGCUUCCCAUAAAACGGCCUGGUGCAAUUUAACAUGCACCGAGCCCCCAUCGCUCUCAGCACCAAGUAAGAAUGUUGAGAGAUUCAAUAUGCAGCACAGAGUUAAACUGUGGAACUCCUUCCCACAAGAGACAGUGAUGGCCACCAAUUUGGAUGGCUUUGAAAGAGGUUUAGACAAAUUCAUGGAGGAGGAUUAUCAAUAGCUACUAGCCACGAGCAGCCCUUUUGGGGCAAGAAUAUCCAGAACACCUUUAUUCAAAAUGAUUUUAUCUUUUUGAAUUUUGCUUUGUUUUUAAAUUGCUUUGAGACCUUUUUUUUCCCCCCAAACAAAGCACUCAAAACAAAAAUGAAUGAAUGUAUGAUAAUGGGAAAGUCGCCUUCCCCUCUGCACCUCUGUUAUAUCGUAAGAACCUGAGGGGAGACCUGCUGGAUCAGGUCCACAGGGACCCAUCUAGUCACAGAAUCAUAGAAAUGUAGAGUUGGAAGGGACCCCUAAGGGUCAUCUAGUCCAACCCGCCCUGCAAGACAGGGAUCUCAACUAAAGCGUCCCUGACAGAUAGCCACCCAACCUCUGCUUCAAAACUGCCAAGGAAGGAGAGUCCAGCGUCUUAUACUGUCAGAAAGUUCUUCCUAACGUUUAGUCAGAAUCUCUUUUUCUUGCCACUUGACUGCUCAGUUUCAGGGUGUUCUCCCCACCCACCAUGUGUUGGGAUUCUAUUCCACCUUUUGCUGCAGAUAUGUGGAUUGUUGCAUGUCACAUGCCUGUUUACAUUCCAGCACGCCUUCAGGACUCCCUGGUCCUGAAUGGGGCAACUGUGCCCCUGAAGGACCAGGUGCACAGCCUGGGAGUCAUUCUGGACUCUCAGCUGUCCAUGGAGGCGCAGGUCAAUUCUGUGUCCAGGGCAGGUGUCUACCAGCUCCAUCUGGUACGCAGGAUGAGACCCUACCUGCCUGUAGAUUGGCUUGCCAGAGUGGUCCAUGCUCUAGUUAUUUCUCGCUUGGACUACUGCAAUGCACUCUAUGUGGGGCUACCUUUGAAGGUGAUCUGGAAACUUCACUGAGAUCCAGCACUGAGGGCCUUCUGGCAGUUCUCUCAUUCUGAGAAGUAAUGUUAUAGGGAACCAGACAGAGGGCCUUCUCGGUAGUGGCACCCGCCCUGUGGAACUCCCUCCCAGCAGAUGUCAAGGAAAUAAGCAGCUCUCUUAUUUUUAAAAGACAUCUGAAGGCAGCCCUGUUUAGGGAAGUUUUUAAUAUUUAAUGCUGUAUUGUUGUUAACACUCGAUUGGGAGCUGCCCAGAGUGGCUGGGGAAACUCAGCCAGAUGGGCAGGGUAUAAAUAAUAACUUCUUGUUGUUGUUGUUGUUUGUUGUUGUUAUUGUUAUUAUUACAACUAAUCCAGAAUGCGUCAGGUGGCCUGGUGACUGGGAGCGGCCACCAAGACCACAUAACACCGGUCCUGAAAGACCUACAUUGGCUCCCGGGGCUUUUCCGAGCACAAUUCAAAGUGUUGGUGUUGACCUUUAAAGCCCUAAAUGGCCUUGGCCCAGUAUACUCCACCCCUAUCGUUCUGCCCGGACACUGAGGUCCAGCUCUGAGGGCCUUCUGGCGGUUCCCUCACUGCGAGAAACCUAGUUACAGGGAACCAGCAGAGGGCCUUCUCGGUGGUGGCACCCACCCUGUGGAACACCCUGCCAUCAAAUGUCAAGGAAAUAAACAACUACCGUAUUUUUUGCACCAUAACACUCACUUUUUUCCUCCUAGAAAGUAAGGGGAAAUGUCUGUGUGUGUUAUGGAGGGAAUGCCUAUGGGUGGCAUGCCUACGGAUUUUCCUCCUCUAAAAACUACGUGUGUGUUAUGGUCGGGUGCGUGUUAUAGAGCGAAAAAUACGGUAUCUGAUUUUUAGAAGACAUCUGAGGGCAAUUUAGGGAAGUUUUUAAUGUUCGAUCUUUUAUUGUGUUUUUAAUAUCCUGUUGGAAGCUGGGGAGGCCUGACCAGAUGGGCGAGGUAUAAGUAAUACAUUAUUAUUAUUAUUAUUAUUAUUAUUAUUAUUCCUCUUCCAGCACCACCAACGGGCUCAGCACCGUUUCCCACGAGUACCUGAAAGGCAGCUACUCCCUGGACCUGGAGGCUGUGAAGGCUGGGGCCAGCAGCCUGCCCCACCUGAACAAAACCCUUGUCACUUCCUGCAAACGCCUGCACAGGUGAGAUGGGAAAGGGGAGCAGAGCAACGUCCGCCUGCCUGUUGACAUAAUAUGCGGCUGACGAACGGUGCUUUGGGUAAACAGAGGUGGAAAGAGGGUUGCAAAUCAGGGCUCAGAGCAGCUGGAAACCUCAAAAUAAGCAGAAGCGGUUCUUGGCAUUGCAUGCAGUUAGUUCAGACAAUUAAAGAAAAUAAUAAUAAUAAAAAAAGCCUCACAGUCUGACAAAUGUCUGGGUUGAAGAGCUAGAGCGAGAAUAAGGAGAACCAGGAAGUGGGGGGUGGCAGGAAGGACUGCUCUGCCGCAGAAAUAUAAAACCUGGUUCUUGUUCUUCCAGCGAGGUGGACAAGGUUUUGUCUGGCUUGGAGAUCCUGUCUAAGGUGUUUGACCAGCAGAGCUCCCCCAUGACCUCCCGGAUCUUGCAGCAGGUGGGUGUGGCGAUUGGCAGCAGAGAAGCCCCCCCCCCCAAAUAACUGAGGGGCUGGAGCACCUUUUUCUUCAAGGAAAGAUGAAAAGCGGCUUUUUGGGGGUUAGGGUAGUGGAUUUGACAGAGCUGGAAAAGGUCUAGAAAAGGGAAACUGAAAUGAGCAUAGGACAACCCUUGAGAUAUCUGAAGAUGGCACUCCUGUCUCCUCUCAGUCUCCUCUUUUCCAGGCUAAACAUACCCAACUCCUUCAACCGUUCCUCAUCAGGCUUGGUUUCCAGACCCUGGAUCAUCUUGGUCACCCUCCUCUGCCCACAUUUCAGCUUGUCAACAUCCUUCUUAAAUUGUGGUGCCCAGAACUGGAGACAGGACUCCAGGUUGGGGGUCCGAUCAAGGCAGGAUAGAGCAGGAAUAUGACUUCCCAUGAUCUGGACGCUAGACUUCUGUGGAUGCAGCCUAGAAUAGCGUUAGCCUUUUUUGCUGCUGCAUCACACUGUUGAUUCAUGACUUGUGGUCCACAUGACCCCUAGAUCCUUGCCAGGUGCCCCCCCCAAUUUUAUAUUUGUGCAUCUGGUUCUUCCUGCCUAAGUUCAGGAAUGAAAUCCACUCGGUUAGUUUGGGCUUCAAUCUGUUAAGGUCAUUUUGAAUUCCGAUUCUACGACAUUAGCUGUCCCCUCCCCCAGUUUGGCGUCCAACCUGCAAACUGGAUGAGCAACCCCUCAAUUCCUUCAGCCAAGUCAUUUAGAGAGGUACAUGUUUUGCUCCCCAGGAAGCCCCCUGAGCCCAAAGGCCUCCGAAAGUGGCCCCGACUGAACCCCAACUGAAGGUGGGCUGCUUUUGAGAACCAGUGUAGUCUAAUUGUUAGAGCGUUGGACUAUUUCCCGGGAGAGCAGAGUUUGCAUCCCCACUCAGCCAUGGCGUUCACUGUGUGUGACCUUCUCUCGGCCCAACCUACCUACCAGGGUUCUUGUGAGAAUUAACUGAAGUCGGGGAGAAGCAUGCAGGACACCGUCAGCUCCUGGGGGGAAAAGGUGGGGCGUAAAUGGAACCAAAUAAAUAAAUAAAACUAGACAAAUGAGGGUAAGGCUGUCAGUCCCUUAUCCUUCCCCGCUCCCUAUUCAUUUCUCUGAUUUUAUGUAUUUAUUUACUAGUCAUGAUGGCUAUUAAAUAAAUUUUAAAAUAAAUUUAUGUAUUUUACUGGUUCAGAGGUAAAGGUAAAGGGACCCCUGACCAUUAGGUCCAGUCGCGGACGACUCUGGGGUUGCGGCGCUCAUCUCGCUGUAUUGGCCGAGGGAGCCGGCAUACAGCUUCCGGGUCAUGUGGCCAGCAUGACUAAGCCGCUUCUGGUGAACCAGAGCAGCGCACGGAACACCGUUUACCUUCCCGCCAGAGUGGUACCUAUUUAUCUACUUGCACUUUGACGUGCUUUCGAACUGCUAGGUUGGCAGGAGCAGGGACCGAGCAACGCGAGCUCACCCCGUCGUGGGGAUUCGAACCGCCGACCAUCUGAUCGGCAAGUCCUAGGCUCUGUGGUUUAACCCACAGCACCACCCGCGUCCCUCUAAUUCAACGGAACGGAAUCUGAAUCCCGAAUCCUAUGAGCUCAUUUCUGUUCCCACCUGCUAAUUUCUGUUCCCAAUUAGCUGAUCCUUGGGGCUUGCAGAGCACAGGGUUUUCACAAGUGCCGAUGAUGAUCAGCUUCACCGAAAAACCUGUGUACAGUGGUACCUCGGGUAACAUACGCUUCAGGUUACAGACUCCGCUAACCCAGGAAUAGUAUCUCAGGUUAAGAGUUUUGUUUCAGGAUGAGAACAGGAAUCGUGCUCCGGCGGCACGGCAGCAGCAGGUGGCCCUAUUAACUAAAGUGGUGCUUCAGGUUAAGAACAGUUUCAGGUUAAGAACGGACCUCCGGAACGAAUUAAGUACUUAACCCAAGGUACCACUGUAUUCAUUACCAGCCUAUCCUCCGUGUUCUUUCUGGUUUGCAGCUUUAAAAAGCUGUAGAGGCCAAAUUCCACAAAGUCCUGGAACAGGACUUGACUCUGGCACCCCCAGAAUCAGUUCCCGGGCCCCCGAGCGUCUCCUGCCCCUCCUGUGCCAGAAAACUUCUCCCGGGUCUUUGUUUUCCAACCCUCCUUCUUAUGGUCCCCAGACGGCCAGCCAAACCGGAGAGCAGGAACUGGAGAGCCUCGUCCUGAAGCUGUCCGUCUUGAAGGACUUCCUGUCCAGUAUUGAGAAGAAGGUGAGUGCCAGCCAUGAAACCUGGCGAGGGGGGGCGCCCUCUGGCCUUCCCCAUCUUCUCUGGAAGGAGAAUGGGAUGGAGCCCCAUGCUGGUGCUGCUUGUUAAUAAUAAUAAUAAUAAUAAUAAUAAUAAUAAUAAUAAUAAUAAUAAAUUUAUUAUUUAUAUGCCACCCAUCUGGCUGGGUUUCCCCAGCCACCCUGGGUGGCUUCCAACUAAAUAUUAAAAAAAAUACAGCAUCAGACAUUAAAAACCUCCCUAAACAGGGCCGCCUUCAGUUGUCUUUUAAAAGAAAAAUACCGGUAGUUGUUUAUUGCCUUGACAUCUGUUGGGAGGGCGUUCCACAGGGCGGGUGCCACCACCGAGAAGGCCCUCUGCCUGGUUCCCUGUAACUUCACUUCUCACAGUGAGGGAACCGCCAGAAGGCCCUCGGAGCUGGACCUCAGUGUCCGGGCUGGAUGAUGGGGGUGGAGACACUCCUUCAGGUAUACUGGAAUGAGGCCAUUUCGGGUGUUAAAGGUCAGCACCAACACUUUAUUAUCUGUCCUGUGCCUUAAGCUCCCAGAGUGGGAUAGAGCAUUAAAACACAAUAUUAAAAACAAUUUAAGAAGCGGGAAGUGAAGUUACAGGGAACCAGGCAGAGGUGGUGCCUGCCCUGUGGAAUGCCCUCCCACCAGAUGUCAAGGAAAUAAACAACUAUCUGAAGGCAGCCCAGUUUAGUGGAGUUUUAAUGACUGAUGUUUCAAUUGAUAUUUUUAAUCUGUUGUUGGAAGCAGCCCAGAGUGGCUGAGGAGACCCAGCCAGAUGAUUGUUGUUGUUGUUGUUAUAUUUAAAGCAACUUGUGGAAAUUAGGCGUGCCCUGAUAAUGCAAGUGUCAAAAGCCAGAAGGUAAAGAAGGGGUGUCCUCAGCAUCCUCUGAAGGUGCCAGGCGCAGCUCUUUGGCGAGGGAGUCCCACGACGUAGGGGCCACCACAGAGGAGACCCUCUUCCAAGCGGACACCCUGCCCGAGCUUCUGAGGGCAGUGGAACUGUCAAGACGGCCCCCUGUGUCGAUUCUGGCCCCUGGAAGCCCCCUUUCAGUUGUUUGGGGACUGAGUCGUUUAGGGUUUCAAACGCCAACAGACACAUCUUGAAUUGAAAUGGCCUGGCAACCAGCACAGUUAAUUUAAAACGGGGAAAACAUAGUGUGAUCUGAACAGGACCCCAGCCAGCGACCCGACUGAUGUGUUUCGGGCCAGUUGAAGUUUCCGAGUCGUCUUCAAGGGCAGCCCCACGCAGAGCGCAUUGCAGCCAUCCAAUCUGGAAGUUGCCGGAGCGUGGAGUUCAGAUAAUCUCUGUCCAAAAGCAGACAUAGCUGGCGAACGCGCUGUAUCUGGGAAAAGGCCCUCCUAGCCACCAAAACCGCCUGAGCCUCCAAUGGCAAGAUCGAAUCCAAGAUGGAGAUGGAAUUCUCCCAAGGCCCGCCAGUCCCUGGCUUCUCCCACAAGGGGGGAGAAAGCGUGAGGGGAUCUGAGUGCCAGAUGGGCAGGGUAUAAAUAUAUUAUUAUUAUUAUUAUUAUUAUUAUUAUUAUUAUUAUUUAUUUCAACAGGGUUGUCUUAACUGUCUAAUUUAAUUGUCGACUUUUACGUAUUAACAUCCGCACAGCUGGUUUUACACUUUGCAGGCUGCUUUAGAAGCCCGUUUUGGGUUUAAGCAGAGUAUAAAUUGACGAAGAGGAUAAUCCCAAGUUAUUAUUAUGGUCAUACUCUCAUCUAUCCCCCUUGCAGGCUUUGAAAGCUCUCCAGGACAUGAGUUCCACAUCCCAGCCUGGGCUGGCCCUGCCUUCUUCGCGAAAAGCAAAGAGCAUUCCUGUCCAGGCAUUCGAGGUAAAAGCCAAGUCUUUUCAAUCACUCCUUAGGCUCAAGCCCAAGGCUGAGUUGCAGUUGUCUGCGGGCAGAGAAGGCGCAGAAGGAGCUCCAAGUUUUUAGCCCUCUAUGGUGCCAAAGGGAACACUUUGGGCUGAAUGUCCGAGAAGCCAAAGAGGCCGUCCAAAUUCACCCUUCCGGUCGCCAGGGGGCCAAGAUUCAGUCGCCUUUGCAACUCCUUCUACACGGUGGCAAAAAGGAGAAUGUGUAUUAACUUUCCGCAUUCCCUCCAUUCCUGUGAAGCUGCUUGGAGUCACCGUUGGCCCAUGUAGCUUAGCAUUGCCAGCACUGACUGGCAGAGGCUUUCCAGGCUUUCAGGCAGGGGCCCGAUCCUCCCUGGAGAUGCCCCUGGGACAUUCUGUACGCGAAGACCGCUACGGCCCCUUCCCCAAUUAAUUGAGGAGGCAGCGGCAGUGUAGUGGUUAGAGCAUCAAACCAAGGCCUGGGAGACCAGGGCUCAGAUCCUUACUUGGCCACAAAGCUCUCUUGCCAGGUGACCUUGGGCCAGCCGCUGACUCUCGGCUCAGCCUACCUCACAGGGUUGUGGUGAGGAUCCGCGGGGAGGUGGAAAGUUCCCUGCUUCGAGCUCCCUGGAGGAAAGGUAGCCUAUAAAUGCAAGAAACAUAAAUAGAUGCACGAAUAAUUAUCUUGUGUGCUGAGAAACAUCUCAUAGUACGCCCCACGGAGGACCUUGUGGUCUACAAAUAAUAACACCUUGGAGAUCCAGGGCCUCAGAGAGAUUACAGUAGGUUGGCCUCGACCAGGGCCAGGGCCUUUUCGGCAAUGGCCCCAGCCUGGUGGAACGCUCUGCCACAAGAGAUCAGCGCCCUGCGGGAUUUGACAUCUUUCUGCAGGGCCUGCAAGACGGAGUUGUUCUGCCAGGCGUUUGGCCAGGGCUCAGCCUGACUCCCCUUUUAUUUUUGCAUAAGAACUAGUAUGAAAGAGGCUUCCCAGCAUUCUCUAAACAGUUGGGCCAGUGAGCACUUACUGUUCCCAACCCUAACCCUGCAGAAGCCAUCUAAUUUGAUUUAGACCUGUUUUUAGGAAGCAGUUUAAUUACUGUUUGCUUUUUUUAUAUAUAAGAUAUUUAUUAAGGUUUUUUGAAAUAUUACAGUAAAAAUGAAAAAGAAAAGAGAAAAAUACAAAAUAAAAACAGUUAAAAACACACAUAUUUUCAGUUACUUAUUUUCCUUUAGCUUGUUUCCCGGACCUCCUCGUACCUCCCUGUUUUGUAUUCCAGUUCAAUUUAUUGGUUCAGCAAAUCCUUACCAUUAGAUUUUAACCCAUUUAUAACCCUUUUUUCAUAUUCUCUUAAAGCAUUACAGCUAGAAACCGCUUAAUUACUAUCCAACAUCAUUCUAUCAUUCAUUAAUUUUACAAUAUUUCUGUAAAUAGUCUUUAAAUUUCUUCCAAUCUUCUUCCACCGACUCUUCCUCCUGGCCUCGGAUUCUGCCAGUCAUUUCUGCCAAUUCCAUAUAGUCCAUCACCUUCAUCUGCCAUUCUUCCAAAGUGGGUAGAUCUUGUGUUUUUAUACUAAUGUUAUAUAUUUGAUGUUAGCCGCCCUGAGCCCGACUUUGGCCAGGGAGAGCGGGAUAUAAAUAAAAGAUGAUGAUUGGACAUCCUCCCUCCCUCCCUCCCUCCCUCCCUCCCUCCCUCCCUCCCUCCCAGGUGAAGCUGGACCUAACCUUGGGCGACCUCACGAAGAUCGGGAAAUCUCAGAAGUACACCUUGAGCGUGGAUGUGGAAGGUGGGAAGCUUGUUGUUCUGAAGAAGCAGAGGGACUCUCAGGAGGACUGGAACACCUUUGCUCACGACAAGAGUAAGGAGGAGCCCCAAGUGUGUCUUUCGCUGGAGACCCACCGCCAGCAGUGCCCUCUUGGGGACCGAGUCUCCUUUGCCCUAACCCUCCGGACGAUCAGGUUGUGGCCUUUUGAGGAAUCCACCUUAAGGAACAAGCCCUUUCCAAAGAACUAACUUAUUUGGGGAGGGGUGAGGGUUUCCUCGUCAUGUUUUGGUGAUUCUCCUGCCUUGACCUGAUGGCUUGAGCUGCGCCCUGAAACAUCUUUUCGUCCAUUUGAGAACCUGCCCACAGGGAACGCGCUGUCUCAACCUAGUCCCCUGCCCGGUGAUGUGUUGGACUACAACUCCCAUGAGCCUCAGCAUCUUACGGCUAUGCAGGCUGGGGCUGUUGGGAGUUGGGGAGGCGCCAGGUCAGCGAAGGCUGCAUUCAACUCCUACCUGUCUAUCUAGAAAUGCCCAGCGGGUGAAGCAGCCCGAAAGCGAAUUCCUAAGGGAAGGGGAACUGGAAAGGGGGAAACCAUCAUUCCUACGCAUCGCUUUUGUAUUUAUUUAAUAACAAUUAUACACCCCUUCACUGCAAAAAGAGAGAAAACCCUCCCAAGCGGUUCACACGAAAAAAGAUAAAGCAAUAAAACGAAAAGGUUGCAACAAUAAUUUACGACUUUCGAAAAGUUAAAAUAGCAACAGACUGAAAAUGUUAAAGCUCACACCAGCUUUCUAAACACCUGGGCAGGCUUGUCUAAUCCAAAAUGUUUUUAGCAGGCGCUGAAAAGAGUACAGUGAAGGUGCUUUCUUGAGGUCAAGUGGCAGGGAGUUCCAAAGUGCAGGUGCUGACACACUAAAAGAGCCGAGUUCUUACAGAUACUGACCCCCCUCUCCCUCUUUCUCCCCAGUCCGCCAGCUGAUAAAAUCCCAGCGGGUGCAGAAUAAGCUGGGAAUCGUCUUCGAGAAGGAGAAAGAGAAGACUCAGAGGAAGGACUUCAUCUUUGUUAGUGCCAGGGUGAGUGUUUGGAGCGCCAGCGGUCAAGAUCCCCUUGGCUAGAGGAGCGUGGAAAGGUCAGGCGGAGGGGCAGCGACCGGUCCCAGGUCCCCCCCGUGAGCUUCUUGGCCAAGUGGGCGAUUUGAACCCUGGUCUCCCCCACGUUCUAGCCAUUGCAGCACCAUGGGCUCUCAAGGUUUACUUAUAAAUCUUAGAGGUUUUGUAAAUAAGUUGAACAGGUUGUCCUUCUGCCACCUGCGGUGCUCUGGAGUCCCUGGCUAUGUAGCUCUCUCUCUGUGUCUCUGCUGGUCCCGUCACUGCAGUGCUGGUUUACGUAUAAGCUAAACAAGCUAUAGCUUAGGGCCCCACUCUGGAUGUACAUUUCCAAAAUCUAAGAUAAAAAACAAAUAAAAUAAAACCUACAUACAGCAACAGUGUUUUGUGUUGUGUAGGCUCCUGUGAUGUAAGUCAUGGGCCUAGCCUGCUCCCUAAAAUAUCACUGGUUUGCUCCUUUCUAUAUAUAGGGUGCUUCCAUUCUGCAUGGACUGGUUGCAUGGCAACACAUGCAAAUGGCUUGAGAUACCUAUUAGGUCCAUAAAUUAAGGUAAAGGUAAAGGUACCCCUGCCCGUACGGGCCAGUCGUGACCGACUCUGGGGUUGCGUGCUCAUCUCGCUUAAGAGGCCGGGAGCUAGCGCUGUCCUAAGACACUUCCAGGUCACGUGGCCAGCCUGACGAAGCUGCUCUGGCGAGCCAGCACCAGCGCAGUACACGGAAACGCCGUUACCUUCCCGCAAUAAAGCGGUACCUAUUUAUCUACUUGCACUUGGGGGUGCUUUCGAACUGCUAGGUGGGCAGGAGCUGGGACCGAAGGACAGGAACUCACCCCACCGCGGGGAUUCGAACCGCCGACCAUGCGAUCGACAAGUCCUAGGCACUGAGAUUUUACCCACAGCGCCACCCGUGUCCCUUGGUCCAUAAAUUACCAUCUAGCAUAUACAGUCAUACCUCAUGUUACGUUUGCCUCAUUUUACGUUCUUUCAGGUUACGUCCCGCGGUGACCUGGAAGUACCGGAAAGGGUUACUUCUGGGUUUCACCGCUCACGCAUGCGCAGAAGCGCUAAAUCACACUUCGCGCAUGCGCAGAAGCAUCAAAUCGCGCCAUGCACCUGCGCAGAUACGGUGCUUCAGGUUGUGCUCCUUUCAUGUUGCGGAAGGGCCUCCGGAACGGAUUCCAUUCACAACCAGAGCUACCACUGUAUUCAACACAAAAAACAGCAACAAUUUGUUGUUGACAACAACAUAUAAAGGGCCCCAUUACCUUCAGUAGCUUAGGGCCUCAUCAAACCUAAAUUCGGUCCUGCCUCACUGCGAUUUCUGCCACAAGGAAGCGUUGUUGUUGUCAUGUUGCUGUUUCUUGUGGCUGCCACUCAGGGACUCAAGCGCAUGAGAAUGUUGACAUCCAUGUGCACAGCAAGUUGGUGCCCCAUCCGUUGCCGUGGUUUCCAGUAACUGGGAUUCAGAAGCAUCCCUGCCUCUGACUGCAGAGGCAGCCAUUGUGGACAGCGGCUCUCGAUAGCCCUUUCCUUCUCCAUGAAUUUGUAGCGUGAAUUAGCAUGAGUGGCAUGAAUUGGGGCUGAAGAGGGUCAGGUGUGGGGCAGUGUCCUACUGCUCCUGGAGGGAGGGAGGCCUGUGGAUGCGACUGGAGGGGAGGAAAAAGGAGGAAAAAACUGGCAAAAAUUCACCAAACAUCCAACAUUUAUUAUUAUUAUAUUUAUGAUUUUCAGUUUUAUACAUUUUAAUAAUUUGACAGUCAUUUUAACAUUUCGAAACUUGACUUCCUUCCCCCUUAAAUUUGUUUUUUAUAUUUUCUGCAAAUAUAAAUUUGCAGUGCCUUAAAUUUGUUUUUUGUAUUUUCUGCAAAUUCCAAUUAUUAUUUUCUAAUAAUAAUUUUUAUUAGUUUUACAUAUAAUCACAUUACGCAACAUCGUAUCUUCUUAUUUAACCUUUUUGCCUCAGCUGAGCCUAAUGACUUCCCUCCCUCCCGCCUAAUGGUUUACAAACUUACGUUUUGCUUCUUUCCGUAUCAUGUCCUUUCCUAUUCUUGUUAUUACCUAAAAAGUUACAUUACCAUACCUGAAUAGGUAGCAAUUUCAUUUUACAAAACUUCAGAUAACCCUGCUAGUGAUGUUAAUUGCUUACAGUUGUCUUUCAAAUAUAGUAUAAAUUUGUUCCAGUCCUUUUGGAAUGCUUGGUCUCGCUGGUUGCGGAUUCUUCCCACCAGUUUCGUCAGUUCUGCAAAGUCCUUCAAUUUCAUUUGCCAUUCUUCUUUUGUUGCUAACUCCUGAUGUUUCCAUCUUUGGGCUAACAGAAUUCUUGCUGCAGUAGUUGCAUACAAGAACAACUUUUUAUCUUGUCUCGGUAUCUCUUUACCCACUAUACCCAAUAAGAAAGCUUCUGGUUUCUGCAAAUUCCAAAUUAAUAAUAAUAAUAAUAAUAAUAAUUUAUUUGUACCCCGCCCAUCUGGCUGGGUUUCCCCAGCCACUCUGGGCGGCUUCCACAGAGACCAAAAAUACACUAAAAUGUCACACAUUAAAAACUUCCCUGAACAGGGCUGCCUUAAGAUGUCUUCUGAAUGUCAGGUAAUUGUUUAUCUCUUUGACAUCUGAUGGGAGGGCGUUCCACAGGGCAGGGGCCACUACCAAGAAGGCCCUCUGCCUGGUUUCCUGUAGCUUUGCUUCUCGCAAUGAGGGAACCAUUAGAAGGCCCUCAGCACUUGACCUCAGUGUCCGGGUAGAAUGAUGGGGGUGGAGACGCUCCUUCAGGUCUACUGGGCCUUUGAGGCCGUUUAGGGCUUUCAGGGUCAGCACCAACACUUUGAAUUGUGCUCAGAAAUGUACUGGGAGCCAAUGUAGGUCUUUCAAGACCAGAAAAUAAAUUAACUUUAUUUACUCAUUUAUUCAUCUACUUUAAAUGUAUACUCUUAUAAAGCUGCAGGUUAUUACAGUAGCCCUGCCGGUGUUCUUAAAAGCAUCAACGUUUCUGAGAAGUACAGGUGGAAUUGCUGGUGUGUUCAAAGCUGGAGGGCUCUGGCAUCAAGAGGGCUAGAAACGUGCUGCUUUAAGAAUAAAUAUGGAAACGGAGGAAUUGCCUAGAAAGUUGGGAAGCCCUCGGUGAUUUUGCCUGCUUGUGUUUCUCUGAGGCUGUUCUCUUUGUCUCGCUGCCCUCCUGUCUGUUCCCACCCCCCUCACUGCAGAAACGCGAGGCCUUCUGCCAACUCCUGCAGCUGAUGAAGAACAGACAUUCGAACCAGGACGAGCCGGACAUGAUUUCCAUCUUCAUUGGCACGUGGAAUAUGGGUCAGUCUUGCCAUCGGGAUGUGUGAACCUUUCCUGGGCUGUCACAGGUGUCGGGGUCGAGAGAGAAGCCGCGGGGAGCAGUCUGCUGUUAUAUUUAUUCCAUAAAAUGUAUAGACCCCUUGAUGGCAAAAACAAAACAAAAAAAACUUCAAAGCAGUUUACGGAAAAGGCAAAACACAAUUAUCAAUAAGAAGAAUAAAUUGCAAUAAUGUAAGUCUUUUGGAAAGGUAAAGGUAAAGGGACCCCUGACCAUUAGGUCCAGUCGUGACUGACUCUGGGGUUGCGGCCCUCAUCUCGCUUUAUUGGCCGAGGGAGCCGGCGUACAGCUUCCGGGUCAUGUGGCCAGCAUGACUAAGCCGCUUCUGGCAAACCAGAGCAGCGCACGGAAACACCGUUUACCUUCCCGCCAGAGCGGUACCUAUUUAUUUACUUGCACUUUGAUGUGGUUUUGAACUGCUAGGUUGGCAGGAGCUGGGACCAAGUAAUGGGAGCUCACCCCGUCGCGGGGAUUUGAACCGCCGACCUUCCGAUCGGCAAGUCCUAGGCUCUGUGGUUUAGACCACAGCGCCACCCGUGUCCCUUUUAGGAAAGUUAAAAUAAGCUAAAAACACAUUAGAACUAGCACCAAUUUUCUAAAUACCUGGGUAGGCUUGCCUGUAAACAAGAAUGCUUUUAGCGCGCACCCAAAAGAGAACAGCAAAUGUUCCUGCCCGGUGUCAGUACAAAGCCCAUGACUUUUGCACAUUUAUUUUUUGUGCUUUGGGCAAAGAAAAUAACAAAAAUUAAAAAGGGAGUGCAAUGUGGCUGGGCGUCCGGGAAAAUAGACUCUGGCGAUCCCACCCACUAUUGCACCCAGUAUGUUUCAACUACAGUCGUACCUUGGAUCCCGAAUGCCUUGGUAUUUGGACAUUUUGGCUCCUGAACGCCACAAACCCGGAAGUGAGUGUUCCGGUUUACGAAUGUUCUUUGGAAGCUGAACGUCCCGACAGGGCUUCCACGGCUUCCAAUUGGCUGCAGGAGCUUCCUGCAGCCAAUCAGAAGCCAUUUUUUGGUUUCCGAAUGUUUUGGAAGUCAAAUGGACUUCCGGAACGGAUUCCGUUCGACUUCCAAGGUACGACAGUAUAUGCAAUUUUGGCUUUGAACGCAAUCCUCGGAACAUAACAUUGCUUACCGUAAGGCAAAUUCAAAAUACAGUCGUACCUUGGAAGUCGAACGGAAUUCGUUCCAGACUUCCAAAACAUUUGGAAACCAAAGCGCAGCUUCUGAUUGGCUGAAGGAAGCUCCUGCAGCCAAUCAGAAGCCACGGAAGCCCCGUCGGACGUUCGGCUUCCAAAAAUAGUUUGCAAACCAGAACAGUCACUUCUGGGUUUGCGGCGUCCGGGAGCCAAAACGUUCGGGAACUGAGCUGUUCAACUUCCAAGGUACGGUUGUAAUGCAAAUUACACGAAUUCAAAACAUUUCCACAGUCUGAAAAACCAGGAACAUCCGUGCUCCUGCCAAAAAGACAAAGAACACUCUCUGCAAAAACAUUAAGCGGAAACAAAAAUAUUUAAGCAGAACCUUUGGCUUAUAAGGUCCCAGGCUGGGCGGUAGAGCAAGGCUAGGGGAAAAGCUGGUGCGGCUAGGUGGUCCCAGCAGACUCCCCCCCCAAACUCCCCCCCCCCCCGCUGCAAUGACUGGCCAGUGGUUGGACGCCUCUGGGAGAGCCCACACAGGUGGAGACCCCUGCUGCAGUGAGGCUCCUCACGGGGUCUCUGCCAUGGGAGCAUAUUCCCCCAGUGCUCUACCGACUGCACUGGCUCCCGGUGGAGUACAGGGUCAGAUUUAAGGUGCUGGUUUUGACCUUUAAAGUCCUUCACAGCCUGGGACCCUCGUACCUAUGGUACCACAUCUCCCUGUAUGCUGCACAGGGGACCUUAAGGUCCAUAAAUAGCAACACCCUACAGGUCCCGGGCCCUAAGGAAGUCAGAUUAUCCGCCACCAGGGCCAGGGCCUUCUCAGUGAUGGCUCCGACCUGGUGGAAUGCUCUGUCCCAUGAGACCAGGGCCCUGCAGGAUUUCACUUCCUUCUGCAGGGCCUGUAAGACAGAGCUAUUCCGCCUGGCUUUCAAUUUGAACUUAGCCUGAUCUUUUAUUCCCCUUCCUUCCCUCCCCCUCCCCUUUUUAUGAAGAUUACCCACUCUGGGAUCCCACAGCUAAUUCAGCCCCUGGUCUCCUCGCUGGCCCAAAUAGGACUACCGUAUUUUUUGCUCUAUAGGACGCACUUUUUCCCCUCCAAAAAUUAAGGGGAAAUGUGUGUGCGUCCUAUGGAGCGAAUGUAGGCUCCUUGGCUUCAGCGAUAGCAACGCGAAGCCUCCGAAGCGCAGAGGGAGCGCUCCCUCCGUGCUCCGGAGGCUUCAGGCAUAGCCGCCUGAAGCCUUUGGAGUGCAGCGGGACCUCGCGCUGCACUCCGAAGGCUUUGGGUUCCUUUAGCUGAAGCCGGGAGAGCAAGACUCUCCUGACUUCAGCCAUAGGAACCCGAAGCCUUUGGAGCGCAGCGUGAGGUCCCGCUGCGCUCCAAAGGCUUCAGCCACGCACCUGCCUGGAAGCCGGAGGAGGAAAAGAAGGGUCUCCUUCUGUUCCUUCUCCAGCUUUGCUUGAAGGGGCGCUGCACAGUUCUCCCUCUCUUCGCAGCACCUCUCCUUCGCAGGAGAGGUGCUGCGAAGAGAGGGAGAACUGCGCAGCACCCCUUCAGCGACGCGCCUGCCCUGUCUUCUGCCUUAGCCGCACGCAGCCUCUUCCGGGCAGGGGGAGCCUUCAUCCCACUGUCCUGAAGAGGCUUGGCGCGGUUAUCCCAGAAGCCAGAACAGCCACACGGUAUCCCAGAAGCCAGAUCCCUCUUGCUGUUCUGGCUUCUGGGAUUCAAAAUAUUUUUUUUCUUGUUUUCCUCCCCCCCAAACUAGGUGCAUCUUAUCACCUGGUGCGUCCUAUAGAGCGAAAAAUACGGUAAUUUAGCCAGGUAGCCCUGGUGAUUAUCUAAUGCUUAUUGGAUGGAUUUCCCCCCUAAAUUGGUUCUUGAAUUCUGAAUUUAUUGUUAUUCACGUUUUAUACUGUAUUUUAAGCUGUUUUUUGUUGCAUCAAUUAAGUGUUUUAAAUUUGUUGUUAGCCGCCCUGAGCCCUGUUUUCUGAACCGGGAAGGGCGGGGUGUAAAUAAAAAUUUAAUAUUUAUUAUUAUUCCGAUUGGCCGGUUCCCUCUUCUCCUCUGCAGGCAGCGUUCCGCCUCCCAAGAACAUCACCUCCUGGUUUGCCUCGAAGGGUCUGGGCAAGACGCUGGACGAGAUGACCGUCACCAUCCCCCACGACAUCUACGUCUUCGGCACCCAGGAGAACUCCAUGGGGGACAAGGAGUGGGUGGACUUUGUGCGCGGAGUCCUCAAGGAGUUCACGGAAAUAGAGUACCGGCCGGUGGGUGCCCAGGAGGAGGCAGAGGGGCCUCCGGGGGGGGGGGAGCCUGUUUCUCUCUCCCCCCAGCCAGGUCUUCCCAUAAGAAACAUCAUCUCCUUGCUUGCCUCUUCCAGAUCGCCAUGCAGUCCCUGUGGAACAUUAAAAUAGCCGUCCUGGUGAAACCAGAACAUGAGAACCGGAUCAGCCAUGUCAGCACCUCCAGCGUGAAAACCGGGAUUGCCAACACUCUGGGUAAGAGGAGAGCUGUCCGGAGGAAGGCUAGGCUGCCCCAGAUUCUCCCAGCAAGAGUCUUGGGGAGGAAUAAGCCAAGUCGUUUUAGCGGUGUCCGUGCUGAGUCCAUUUUAGAGUCAUGCAAGUGUGCAACAUAGGAAGUUGCCCCGUGUGCUCUCAGAGUAGCCCAGUAUUCCUGGCUGCCGUUGGAUCUUGGGCUUCUUUGCAAGGGACCUUUUUCUGUUCCCGGAUGCUGCGAGGAUUGAGCUUCUGCUUGCAGAAGCUUUUACCAGCGAACCAAAGAGGCGUCUCUCCUCCUCCCCGUUCCCACAAAGCUCUGCGCUUCUGUUGGCGGUCUUUGCCAAACAACUGUGACUCAAAUGCAUUUGGGAAGAUUUAUUGCCUGGGGAGGAAUUUGAGCAGGUGGGAGGAGCAGAAGAUGGUGAAUUGCUGAAACACAUACAGUGGUACCUUGGUUCUCAAACGCCUUGGUACUCAAACAACUUGGAACCCAAACACUGCAAACCCGGAAGUACAGUGGUACCUCGGGUUACGUACUUAAUUCAUUCCAGAGGUCCAUACUUAACCUGAAACUGUUCUUAACCUGAAGCACCACUUUAGCUAAUGGGGCCUCCCGCUGCUGCUGUGCCGCCAGAGCACGAUUUCUGUUCUCAUCCUGAAGCAAAGUUCUUAACCUGAGGUACUAUUUCUGGGUUAGCAGAGUCUGUAACCUGAAGCGUAUGUAACCUGAAACGUAUGUAACCCGAGGUACCACUGUAAGUGUUCCGGUUUGCGAACUUUUUUUGCAAGGUACCACUGUAAUGUGAACUGCAGUCUAGGGCAGCUGUCUACUCUCCCUGCCUGCAGACUGUCUUGCCAGAGUGGUGCACGCUCUGGUUAUCUCCCGCCUGGACUACUGCCAUGUGCUCUAUGUGGGGCUACCUUUGAAAGUAACUCGGAAACUACAACUAAUCCAGAAUGUGGCAGCCAGACUGGUGACUGGGAGCAGCUGCCGAGACCACAUAACACCUGUCCAAAAAAUCUACAACUGUUGGAAGCUGCCCAGAGUGGCUGGGGCAACCUGGUCAGAUGGGCAAGGUACAAAUAAUAAAAAUACUAUUAUUAUAAAAGUCAGGGCAAGAAGAGCCCUGGCUGCUGGAUCAGGGCAAAGUCCAGCAUCCUGUUCUCACAGUUUUGCCAACCAGAUGCCGUAAAGCGAAGCCCACAAAUGGGACUUGGGCACAAGAACAGCCCUCGCCCCACCUGGGAUUCCCAUUGACUGGUAUUCAGGUCCAUACCUGUUCUGACUGUGGAGACAGAAUAUAGCCACUGGCAGCUUUCUCCCCCAUUCAUCUGCCUAAUCCUCUUUUAAAGUCACCCUUGUUUGUGGAAAGGGGAAAGUUUCAAUGAAGCAGCACUGGAGGAGUUUGUGCAAUUCCCCUCUCCUGCCUAAAUGCCUGCCUCCCGCAUCACCUCAAUUAAUCAUAGAAUCAUAGAAUCAUAGAAUCCUAGAGUUGGAAGAGACCACAAGGGCCAUCGAGUCCAACCCCCUGCCAAGCAGGAAACACCAUCAGAGCACUCCUGACAUAUGGCUGUCAAGCCUCUGCUUAAAGACCUCCAAAGAAGGAGACUCCACCACACUCCUUGGCAGCAAAUUCCACUGUCGAACAGCUCUUACUGUCAGGAAGUUCUUCCUAAUGUUUAGGUGGAAUCUUCUUUCUUGUAGUUUGGAUCCAUUGCUCCGUGUCCGCUUCUCUGGAGCAGCAGAAAACAACCUUUCUCCCUCCUCUAUGUGACAUCCUUUUAUAUAUUUGAACAUGGCUAUCAUAUCACCCCUUAACCUCCUCUUCUCCAGGCUAAACAUGCCCAGCCCCUUAGCCGUUCCUCAUAAGGCAUCGUUUCCAGGCCUUUGACCAUUUUGGUUGCCCUCCUCUGGACACCUUCCAGUUUGUCAGUGUCCUUCUUGAACUGUGGUGCCCAGAACUGGACACAGUACUCCAGGUGAGGUCUGACCAGAGCAGAAUACAGUGGCACUAUUACUCCCUUGAUCUAGAUGCUAUACUCCUAUUGAUGCAGCCCAGAAUUGCAUUGGCUUUUUAGCUGCCGCGUCACACUGUUGGCUCAUGUCAAGUUUGUGGUCAACCAAGACUCCUAGAUCCUUUUCACAUGUACUGCUCUCAAGCCAGGUGUCACCCAUCUUGUAUUUGUGCCUCUCAUUUUUUUGCCCAAGUGCAAUACUUUACAUUUCUCCCUGUUAAAAUUCAUCUUGUUUGUUUUGGCCCAGUUCUCUAAUCUGUCAAGGUCGUGUUGAAGUGUGAUCCUGUCCUCUGGGGUGUUAGCCACCCCUCCCAGUUUGGUGUCAUCUGCAAAUUUGAUCAGGAUGCCCUUGAGUCCAUCAUCCAAGUCGUUGAUAAAGAUGUUGAAUAAGACCGGGCCCAAGACAGAACCCUGUGGCACCCCACUAGUCACUCUUCUCCAGGAUGAAGAGGAACCAUUGAUGAGCACCCUUUGGGUUCGGUCAGUCAGCCAGUUACAAAUCCACUGAGUGGUAGCAUAGUCAAGACCGCAUUUUACCAGCUUCUUUACUUCUUUAUUUUGCUUCCUUCUUUUUUUUAUAAGUCUUUAUUGGUUUAAAAUACAAGCAUACAACAAAGGUAAGUAUAGCAAAGUUAAAUACAAAAAGAAAAGGUCAUCACAAUGUAAAAGCAAGAAAAAAAUAAAUAAUAAAUGAAAUAAAAAAAGAACCAAAAUUUUAUACAACAUCAUGUCCGUCAAAUAAAUUUUUCUGCAUAAAACUGCCAAUCAUUCUCAUUAUACUUUUUGCAUUGUCAUGGUUUUAUCGCACAGUUUUAUUUUAUAUCCUUUUCCAUACAUUCCACUAAGAUAUUUGUUUCAUUUAUUUAUUCUUCACAAGUAUCAUUCCAGUUCUGCUAAGAUGGUAUCAUUUUUUACAAUAUAAUCUUAUAUAUUUCUUAAAUUUUUUCCAUUCUCCAUGUGUUUUGCUUCCUAGGCAAUAAGGGGGCUGUCGGUGUCUCCUUCAUGUUCAACGGCACGUCGUUUGGGUUUGUGAACUGCCACCUCACCUCCGGCAACGAGAAGACAGCCAGGUGAGUCCUUCCCCUGCCACACCAGGUAGGCUGGAGGGCUCUUGAGCAUUUUGGCAUGGGGUUGGGGACAGAACUGCUGGGCUGGAGGAGUCUCGGCCCAGUAUACCUGAAGGAGCGUCUCCAUCCCCAUCGUCCAUCCCGGACACUGAGGGCCAGCUCUGAGGGCCCUCUGGCAGUUCCCUCCCUGCGAGAAGUGAGGCUACAGGGAACCAGGCAGAGGGCCUUCUCGGUGGUGGCACCUGCCCUGUGGAACACCCUCCCACCAGAUGUCAAGGAAAGAAAGAACUAUCUGACUUUUAGAAGACAUCUGAGGGCAGUUUCAGGAAGUUUUAAAUGUUCAAUCUUUUAUUAUGUUUUUAAUAACCUGUUGGAAGCCGCCCAGAAUGGCUGGGGAGAUCCAGCCAGAUGGGCGGGAUAUAAAUAAUAAUAAUAAUAAUAAUUUCAACGGGGUUGUCCAAUUUAAUUGUCAACAUUUACAUAUUAACAUCUGCACAGCUGGUUUUACACUUUGCAGGCUGCUUUAGAAGCCUGUUUUGGGUUUAAGCGGAGUAUAAAUUGACAAGGAUAAUCCUGUUAUCUGACGUUUAGAAGACAUCUGAAGGCAGCCCUGUUUAGGGAAGUUUUUAAUGACUGGUGUUUUAUGGUGUUUUUAAUAUUCUGUUGGGAGCUGCCCAUAGUGGCUGGAGAAACUCAGCCAGAGGGGCGGGGUAUAAAUAAUUUAUUAUUAUUAUUAUUAUUAUUGACGUGUUUCCUAUGGAAAGAUUCAUAAAUGAAAGCAAAAAGUAAACUUCGCUCAGAAACCCUGCGCAGAACCAGCUCCUUCUUUUGCCGCGCUCACAUGCACCUCGGUCCUCAUUUUCUCCCAUCUCCACUGUCCAGGAGGAACCAGAAUUACCUGGACAUCCUGCGCCUCCUCUCCCUGGGCGACAAGCAGCUCAGCUCCUUUGACAUCUCCCUCCGCUUCACUCACCUCUUCUGGUUUGGAGACCUCAAUUACCGCCUGGACAUGGACAUUCAGGUGAGGAAGGGGGGGUGGGCUUGUGGGGGGCCACGAGAACAGAAGAAGAGCUUGCUGGAUCAGGCCCGUGGCCCAUGAUCCUGACCAGAGCCCUCCUCUCACCAUGGCCAACCAGAUAACCAGCAUGGGAAACCUGCGAGCAGGAUCCGAGCAGAAGAGCAUCUCUCUCCUGGUUGCGGUUUCCAGCAACUGAUGCUUAGAAGCACAUUGAAAAUGUUGUCUAUAAGAAUAAAAGAAAAUUAUUGUAAUUUUUUAUUAUUAUUAUUAUAUUAUAUUAAAAUUAAAAAAACAAGGAAUAUUCAGUGUUAUGUUGGAGGGGAUGCCAGGAAACGGAAUUAUGUUCACAUGUACAAUUUUUCUGGCAAAGGGUGUUUAAGGAGAUAGCAGAAAUCACUGGGUUAAAGCUGACCGAAAGUCCAGAGGUAUCACUAUUAUCAGUUUACAAUGGGGUGGAAGGUUCACAGGCUGUGAAGGACUCACAAAUUCAUUGACAGCUGCAGGAGUUAUUAUAGCUAGGAAGUGGAAGGGGCAAGCAGAAUAUAAAAUGGAAGAAUGGUGUAAAGAGGUGUGGGAUAUAGCUAUUAACGAUAAAUUUACACGUGACAUUAAGGUAAGACGGGGAAUAUGCAGGAGAAAUGAUUUUGAGGAGAUAUGGAGGGUGUUGGAAGAAUUUGUACUGUUAAAACAGAAAGGGGUCAAACCAUCGCAAGAGGUGUGUCAGCAUCGCCCUUGAGCCAGUGCCACUAACUGGACUCAUCCACUUCAGCCCCGACUGGGCUAGGCGAGCUGGGUAGCACUUCCAGAGACCACUUUCUGCACAGGAACAGGUCUAAGUGCUGUGGACUCACAGCUUAGAGUUGUGAGCACCGGUUUCACUUCCACAAGAAGAUAGUCGUCGCACAGCAGAGUAUAGCAGAGCAUAAACGACCCGGAGAGCAGCUCUGUAGAAUAACUACUUUUAUUCUAUCUACAACUGUUAUACAAACUAUAUACAGAGCUAAAUGGAGACGCUGGACUGCACUGAGUGUCUGCAGCUGCUCUUAGCAGCAACCUUAUCUAUACAGAGAUAACACUCUCUCUCUCUAACACUCAGUCUCUCUCUGAGACUUUGAUGUGAGGCUGGAGCAGAAUAAGUAGUGAGCAGAAACCGCCCUCCUCCUGUCUGGAGAAUCAGCAGAGAACAUCAGCAGAUUCUUGGAAUGGGAGGGGUGAAAUCUCCUCAAGGUGUUGAAAUUUUGGGAGGUUGGAUAGUUACAAUGGAAUGGUCUUCAGUGGUGGGGUGCACAUGUUUAUUCUUAUUUAUUUAUGAUUAUUACUUUGUCAAUCAUCAUCAUCAUCAUCAUCAUAAAUAGAAGCACGGCUGCCGUCAGCUGCAAAGGCAGAGCAAAGCCAUUGUGGCUAAUAGCCAUCGAUAGCCCUCUCUUCCUUCGUGAAUUUGUCCGAUACUGGCCAUUACAUCCUCUUGUCAGAAGGUUUUUCACUAGUUUUAACCAUGUGCUGCGUGAAGAAGUAUGUCUAUUUUAAAAUCUGCCCUAACCUUCUAGGAGGGAGCAGGGCUAAUCCCUGGGACUUGUGGGGGAACAGAGAAAGAAGGCAGUGCGCUUGGACAUGUGCAGAGGGCAUUUCCACAGGCACAACUAGGCUCUGCUCAUCUGAAGCCCAAACGAGAUGCUUUUGAGGGGUGGUCUGGGUCUGUGCGUUAAACCACAGAGCCUAGGACUUGCUGAUCAGAAGGUCGCCGGUUCGAAUCCCCGCGACGGGUGAGCUCCCGUUGUUCAGUCCCUGCUCCUGCCAGCCUAGCAGUUCAAAAGCACGUCAAAGUGCAAGUACAGUGGUGCCUCGCAAGACGAAAUUAAUCCGUUCCGCGAGUGUCUUCGUCUAGCGGUUUUUUCGUCUUGCGAAGCAACCCUAUUAGCGGCUUAACGGAAUAGCGCUAUUAGCGGUUUAGCGGCUAUUAAAGGCUUAUCGGCUUAGCGGAUUAGCUGCUAAAAGGCUAUUAAAGGCUUAGCGGCUUAGAUAAAGGGGGGGGGAAGCGAAAAAAAAAUCUCAAGACUCGCAAGACAUUUUCGUCUUGCAAAGCAAGCCCAUAGGGAAAUUCGUCCUGCGAAGCAACUCAAAAACGGAAAACCCUUUCGUCUAGUGGGUUUUCCGUCUUCCGAGGCAUUCGUCUUGCGGGGCACUACUGUAGAUAAAUAGGUACCGCUCCGGCGGGAAGGUAAACAGUGUUUCCGUGUGCUGCUCUGGUUCGCCAGAAGCGGCUUAGUCAUGCUGGCCACAUGACCCGGAAGCUCUCCCGGCCAAUAAAGUGAGAUGACCACCGCAACCCCAAAGUCGGUCAAGACUGGACCUAAUGGUUAGGGGUCCCUUUACCUUUACCUGGGUCUAGAUUGGCCCUGAGAUUUGGGGGACGGGGGGAACGGGACGAUCUUCUGCCUGCCUCCACUGCCAGUGGCAGUGAAGGCCUCUGAACAUGGCUGUCAACCUUCCCUUUUUUUGCGGGAAAUUCCCUUAUUCCAGCGCCGUUUCCCGCUGCUAUCCCGGAUUGUUAGAUAUCCCGUAGACUGUCCCCGGGACAGGUGAGGCUGCUGAUCCCUUAUUUUCAAAUCUGAAAGUUGACAGCUAUGCCUCUGAAUGCCAGUGGCUAGGAACUGCAAGUAAGGAGGCAGUCUCAGGUCUCGCUUCCAGGUCUCCCAUAAUGAGCAACUGGCCAGCCACUGGGAGGACAGGAUUAUGGGAUGUGGUGUGGGGGGGCUCCUUUGGGCCUGAUCCAAACAACUGGUCUCUCAUUAUGUUCUUAGGACUCAGAAAGUUUGGCUUCCCAGCAGUUCUUUAGCCAUGGUUCCUGCAUUGUUUUGACCUUUAAAGCCCUAUGUGGCCCAGGACCCUCGUACCUACGGGACCGCCUCUCCUGGUCUGCCCCGCGGAGGACCUUAAGGUCCACAAAUAACAACACUUUGGAGGUCCUGAGCCGCAAGGUGGUUAGAUUGAUCUCAACUAGGGCCAGGGCCUUUUCAGUACUGGCCCCGACUUGGUGGAACGCUCUGCCACAAGAGACCAGGGCUCUGCGGGACUUGACAUCUUUCUGCAGGGCCUGCAAGACGGAGCUGUUCCGCCUGGCCUUUGGUUUGGACUCAGUCUGACCCUUAUGUUUCCCUCCCCUUAUGGUCUUGAUCUAUGGGCUACUUUUAAAAUGAGGCUGCAUUUUAAACUGCAUUUUAACCUGUAUUUUAAAUUGGGUUUUUUUCCCUCCCUCUCUUUCCCCCCUAUUAUGCUUUUACUGUGAUUUUAUUUUAUUGGUGUUAGCCGCCCUGAGCCUGGUUCUGGCUGGGGAGGGCGGGAUAUAAAUAAAAUUUAUUAUUAUUAUUAUUAUUAUUAUUAUUAUUAUUAUUGCAUGGGGUUGGACUAGAGGACCUUUGGGGUUCCCCAACGCUACAGUUCUACGAUUCUGCGAGGUUCCACACACUGAUCUGUGGCAUCUUUUGCUCUCCUCAGGAGAUCCUCAGCUACAUCAAUCGCAAGGAGUUUGAGCCGCUCCUCAGGGUGGAUCAGCUCAACCUAGAGAAGGAAAAGCACAAGAUCUUCCUGCGAUUUAGUGAGUGGCUGAUCCCUCUCCCCUCAACCCGCCCUGCCCCGCUUUCCCCUCCUUCUCCAACUAUAGGAGUUGUGUGUUGCAGCCGCCGUUCUCCAUCUCAGCUUUGGGUGAUGAGCUAAGGGUCCCAGAUUGUUUCAAAUAACUCCCUUUUUAAAAGAAGGUUGGCUAGCAUCCGUAACAGUAGAAGGCACAGCCUGUGGAACUCCUUGCCACAGGAUGGGUGGGGUGGGAGGAACAAGCUGAAGCGUGGUGUUGCCUCUUGAGAUAAAAGGGCUAUGUUAGUAAUAGGGAAUAACACUCAUUAUCUAAAUAGCUUUUCGAACAUUUUUGAUAUACAUUAUCUCAGUAACUUUUGCAGUCGCCCUGCCAAGUAAGCCAGCCGCAUUCUCCUCCUCCUGCCAGCGAAGGACGAGGAGGUUCAGGCCUGAGCUGAGCUUUGAACCUGCAACUUCACGCCUCAUCGUUACUAAUUUAGAAAAUUCAAAUGGCAGCCUCUUAAAGCGUCGGGUGGAAGUUUAAAAUCAUGUAACAACCAUAAUGCAAUAGUCACCCACAGGAAGAUAAGUGCAACAUAAAACAAAAGCAGCAGAACCUCUGCAUUCAUGUGUCACAAUAAACUAUGGACAAUUGUGACUUGGAGACCCCUCACCUGAGCUUUCGCUUUCCCCUCUUCUGCUGUGGCAUCAAGGAGACUGGAAGCUUUUGCUUUCUAUUAAACGUAGCUCAGUAUCAUGUCUGAGCACGACGUGGUGAAUGCCAGCCUUUGUUUGUUGAACCAUGGUUAAGGCUAGCCAUGGUUUGCUGGGUUUGUGCAGCAGCCGGUCUCUGGUUUGUCUUCCGCUUUCCCCAGGUGAGGAGGAGAUCACCUUCCCCCCCACGUACCGCUACGAGAGGGGCUCCCGGGACACCUACGUCUGGCAUAAACAGAAGCCCACUGGGGUAGGUGCUGCCGGCCCGAGAGGGGAAGGGCGAAGUUGGGACGAGGGGGUUGGCCACAAAUGGGAGGGGGGUGGGCAGAAAUGCUUGGUUGCUGUGUAGGGGGGGAGGCAGAGUUCAGCUUGCAGCCUGUCCCAGGGAACAUCGGAAGCUGCCUCCUACUGAGCCAGACCCUUGGCCCAUCCUGCUCCAUACUGCCUGCACUGACUGGCAGCAGUGGCUCUCCGGGGUUUCUUGCUGGGAUCUCUCCCAGACCUACUCUGGGAUUGAACCCCGGGAAUCUUCUGCUUGAGUGCAGAUUGUUUAGUCAGAGAAGUGUCAAAAGCAAAGAGCGGAUGGUGGGGCUUUCUGCGUUCAAGAGUUUCCUUUCAAACCCUGAUUCUUGUUCCCAGGUGCGGACAAACGUUCCCUCCUGGUGCGACCGCAUCCUCUGGAAGUCCUAUCCCGAAACCCACAUCAAUAGCAACUCCUACGGUGAGUUCUCUGCCAUGCUUCUGAAAACCAGCUGCUGGAAACCACAGGAGGGGAAAAGAUGCUCUUGUGGUCGAAUCCUGCUUGCUGGUUCCCCAUGGGAGCAACUGGUCAGCCCCUGUAAGAACAGGAUGCCAGACUAGAUAAGCCAUUGGCCUGAUCCGGAAGAGUUCUCCUGACGCUCUUACCCUUCUUUGUCAGGAUGCACGGACGACAUUGUGAGCAGCGACCACUCCCCUGUCUUCGGGGCAUUUGAAGUUGGAGUCACGUCCCAGUUUGUUUCCAAGAAAGGUACUGGGGAAUUGCGAGUGCGUGCGUGCGCUUGAACGGAGAGGGGUUGAGACGGCACAGGUGUAGAGCUGUAGAACUGCAGAGUUGGAAGACACCCCCAAGGGUCGGGUAGUGCAGGAAUCUCAGCUAAAAACAUCCCAUAAUACAGUCAUACCUCAUGUUACAUCCGCUUCAUGUUACGUUCUUUGAGGUUACGUCCUGCAGCGAACCGGAAGUACCGGAAAGGGUUACUUCCGGGUUUCGCCGCUUGCACAUGCGCAGAAGCGCAAAAUGACAUCAUGCGCAGAAGCGGCGAAUCGCAACCCAUGCAUGCGCAGACGCACCACUGUGGGUUGCACUCUUUUCAUGUUGCGAACGGGCCUCUGGAACGGAUCCCGUCUGGAACGGAUCCCGUUCGCAACCAGGUGUACCACUGUAAAGAUAUAAUAAUAAUAAUUUAUUAUUUAUACUCCACCCAUCUGGCUGGGUUUCCCCAGCCACUCUUAGUGGCUCCUAAGAGCCACUAACACCAAUAACAAUAAUAAAAAAGCAACAACAUCAAACAUUAAAAUCUUCCCAAUACAGGGCUGCCUUCAGAUGUCUUCUAAAAGUCAGAUAGUUGUUUAUUUCCUUGACAUCUGAAGGGCAGGUGCCACCACCGUGAAGGCCCUCUGCCUGGUUCCCUGUAACCUCACUUCUCGCAGUGAGGGAACCGCCAGAAGGCCCUCGGAGCUGGACCUCUGUGUCCGGGCAGAAUGAUGGGGAUGGAGACGCUCCUUCAGGUAUACUGAAGAGGUCCAGCCUCUUGAAUCCAGUCCGCAUUUCCCACUGGUUCUUCGUGGUUUGGCCUCCCGAGGGAGGGGACCUGUCCAAGGUGUCCCCCUCCAACGCAUCCCACCCUCCCUCUCUCCUCCCACCCUCCAGGUCUCUCUAAAUCUUCAGACCAGGCCUACAUAGAGUUCGAGAGCGUUGAAGCAAUUGUGAAGACGGCCAGCAGGACCAAAUUCUUCAUAGAGUUCUACUCUGCCUGCCUAGAAGGUGUGUGUGUGUGCGUUUUUGGGGGGUGUUUGUGGAAAUAGCCACCCUGGCUGGGGCUGACCCUUAACUUCUGUUAAGACUAGUGUAAUUUGCUCUACGUGGGGCUGCCCUUGAAGCUGUCCCAGAAACUCCAGCGGGUGCAGCGAGGCUCCUCAGGGGGUCUCUGCCAUGGGAGCAUAUUCACCCAGUGCUCUACCAGUUGCACUGGCUCCCGGUGGAGUAUCGGGUCAGAUUUAAGGUGCUGGCUUUGACCUCCUGGUCAGCCCCGCAGAGGAACUUAAGGUCCAUGAAUAACCAUAGUUUAGAGGUCCCGGGCCCUAAAGAAGUCAGACUAUCCUCCACCAGGGCCAGGGCCUUCUCAGUGAUGGCUCCGACCUGGUGGAAUGCUCUGUCCCAUGAGACUAGGGCCCUGCAGGAUUUAUCCUCCUUCCGUUGGGCCUGUAAGACAGAGCUAUUCCGCCUGGCUUUCAAUUUGAAUUCAGCCUGAUCUUUUAUUCCCCUUCCUUCCCUCCCCUUUUUAUGACGAUUCCCCACUCUGGGAUCCCACAGCUAAUUCUCCCCUGGUCUCCUCGCUGGCCCAAGUAGGACUAAUUUAGCCUGCUAGCCCUGGUGAUCAUCGAAUGCUUAUUGGAUGGCUUUCCCCCCUAAAUUGAUUUUUGAAUUCUGAAUUUAACGUUAUUCACGUUUUAUACUGUAUUUUAUGCUGUUUUUUGUUGUAUCAAUUGUUUUAAAUUUGUUGUUGGCCGCCCUGAGCCCGGUUUUUUGAAGGGCAGGGUAUAAAGAAAAAAUUAUUAUUAUUAUUAUUAUUAUUAUUAUUAUUAUUAUUAUUAACUUUCAACCCCCUCCCCCAGAAUUCAAGAAGAGCUUUGAGAACGAUUCGCAGAGCAGCGACAACAUCAACUUCUUGAAAGUGCAGUGGUCGUCCCGGCAGCUGCCGACGGUGAGGCGACACUUCCUCCUCUUUCCCCCAUGCCCUCCUGCCAACGUCUGACAGUUUGGGGGCGCAGAAGGUCCUUGAGCUGUAAGAGGCAGAGAGGGACCCCAGGGGCCUAUCGGAAGUGGGGCGGGGGGGGAGAGGAGCCUCUCCUGAGAGGUGCACUCCAUCUGGUCACCGGUAUUGUGCAAAUACCGCUGGUGCCUACUUGAAAUCCAUUGGAGGCGCAUUCCAAGGGGCAGGUGCCACCACACUAAAGGCCCUGCUGUUAGUGGCCUUAAGAUAUGGUUACCAGAUUUUUUUCAGUUGAAUCCAGGGACACUUUUAUUUUAUUUUAUGGAAGCUGAGUCAGUAGUGGGGAUGGUGAGGCAAAAGACCCUGGGCCCAAGCACACAUGCAUAUUGUAUAAAGGUGCCAAGCGCUUCUUCCGCCCGCAGUGAAACAUAAAUGCACAGUUUUUAAAAAACUGGGCAACGACCACCUGCCUGCGACUCCCUCAAUCAGUCCAAACAAAGGGGGAAGGUGCAGGAGAUCGCACAAGACACAUCCUAUGCGCACAAGACGCAUCAUAUGGGGACUUCCGGCGAGGAAAAAUGGCUGGUGCCACAGCAGCGAGCAGCUCCUGAAGCCAGCCAGAGCCAACUGCGCUACCAGGCUGCCUCCGGGCUGCUGAGACUGCCGCUGCCAAGGGGGAACCAGGGACAGAUUUGCAAAUCUGGGGACAUUCCGGGCACGGAAUUUGUCCGGGGACAGAUUUGGAGAUCCGGGGACUGUCCCCAGGAACCGGGGACAUCUGGAAACCCUACCUUAAGACACCCCUCUGGAGCAAACAGAGCCACUAAGUGUGUCUCCUCUUGAGAUUCAAAGGGGCACACAAAGUAAACCUGCUCCAAAUAUUUGGUGCGUUGACGCUCCCAUUGGCCUCGACUUAUCUCCUCUCGUUCUUCUGCCUGCAGCUCAAGCCCAUCCUCUCCGACAUUGAAUACCUCCAAGACCAGCACAUCCUCUUGACGGUCAAAUCUCUGGAUGGCUACGAGUCCUAUGGUAAGGAGCUGGGGAGUUCCUGGAGGUGGUGGUGGGGGGGAACCAGGUGCGUGGCAGAACCAGGCAUGCUGGACCUAGAACUGGACUUGCGUGGCAGUCUUGACGGGAAGGCGGGACUUCAGAGUGUAGCUCUGCAGGAUUGCAGUCGCUGUUUUGCUAUCCGCUUGCAGAUUGAAUCAGUUCGCCGGUUUCAAGACUCAUAGAAUCAUAAUCAUAAUAAUUUAUAAUAUUAAUUUAUUAUUUAUACCCCGCCCAUCUAGCUGGGUUUCCGCAGGCGCUCUGUUUGGCUCCCAUCAUCCUCAUCAUCAUCAAGCAAUAAAACAUCAGUCAUUAAUACCUUCCCUAAACAGGGCUGCCGUCAGAUGUCUUCUAAAAGUCAGAUAGUUGUUUAUUUCCUUGACAUCUGAUAGGAGGGCGUUCCACAGGGCGGGCGCCACCACCGAGAAGGCCCUCUGCCUGGUUCCCUGUAACUUGGCUUCUCGCAGGGAGGGAACAGCCAGAAGGCCCUCGGCACUGGACCUCAGUGUCCGGGGUAGAGACACUCCUUCAGUUAUACUGCGCCAAGGCCGUUUAUGUGGGAAGGUCUACUUUAGCAGGGUUAAAAAAUCCCCUUUAUAAGUUUAUGCAGCGACCAGUUUGUUGCUGACUUGUCUGAGUUCUACUAAUAAAAACGCUGUCCUGGUUAAAAAUCCCUUUGAAUCCCUCUUAAAGAAUACACACACGAAUCUGAUUCAUGUUAAUAUAAAACUGUUUUACUCUCAGAUUCAUUCAGGUUUACAGAACUGUUCCUGAAAGCAGGCUUAGGUUACAUAACAAACAAAUAAACUAUAGCAGAGGGAAGUUGGUCCUGAGGUGACUGCAACUGGCUUAGGGCCCUCGUACCUAGUUUAGAGGUCCCGGGCCCUAAGGAAAUCAGAUUAUCCUCCGUCAGGGCCUUUUCAGUGAUGGCUCUGACCUGGUGGAAUGCUCUGUCCCAGGAGAACCAGGGCCCUGCAGGAUUUAACCUCCUUCCGUCGGGCCUGUAAGACAGAGCUAUUCUGCCUGGCCUUUAAUUUGAAUUCAGCCUGAUCUUUUAUUUCCCUUCUCUUCCCUCCCCUUUUAUGAAGCCCACCCGCUCUGAGACCCCAAAGCCCAUUUUCCCCAUGCCUCCUCGCUGGCCCAAGUAGGACCAAUUCAGCCAGCUAGCCCUAAUGCUUCCCCCCUCUAAAAGGCAAGGUGGGGGGGCUAGGCUGCUUCUGCCGCGGCAAUUGGGCUGGACCUCUUUUGCCCCUCGCCCCAUGCCCUGACCCACCCUGCCUCUCCUUCCCCACGCAGGCGAGUGUGUCAUUGGCCUCAAGUCCAUGAUUGGCAGCACUGCCCAGCAGUUCCUCACCUACCUGUCCCACCGUGGCGAGGAGACGGGCAACAUCCGUGGCUCCAUGAAGGUGCGGGUCCCAGCGGAGCGGAUGGGGACCCGUGAGAGGCUCUACGGUGAGGAGGAGCAGGAGAGGGAGGGGGCUGCCAGCACAAGGGCGGGGGGGUUGCGAUGGGGGCACCCUUGGCUCUCCACAGUGUGCCCAGCUAAGGUGGGUUUUUAUUUUAUGGGUUUUUCUUUUUUUAAAAAUAAUAAUAAUAUUUAUUAAUAAUUUCAGAAUUACAGAAAAAAAGAGAAAAAAUAAAAACAACAACACUACAAUGCAUAAAAAGGGAAAAAACACAAAACAUAAAAACCAAUACAACAAUACAGCAAAAUCCCAUAUUACAUAUCUUUAACUUCCAUUUGCUUGUUUCGUUGACCUCCUCACACCUCCCUUUUUGUAUUCUAGUUUAGUUAGUUAUUUCAGCAAAUUCUUUCCAUCUUUCUCAAUUUUUAUUAAAUAAUUUAUCUUAACAAUUUAACCUAUUAAUUAACUCAACAGAUCCUUUCCAUCUUUCCCCAUAUUCUGUUAUUCAAAUUACCUUAAUUUAUUUAACCUUAUCUUACCAUAAAAUACCUUAAAGCUUGAAACUUAAUACACAGUUAUACAUAACUCCUGAUAUCAUUUCUACUAGAGUCAUAUAGUUUCAUUCCAACAUUUUCCCUAAUAUUCAUUAAUUUUAGGCUAAUUCCCUAAAUAAAAAAUUUUUCUUUAUAAAUUUUCUUCCAAUCUUACUCCAACGUCUUUUCUUCCUGGUCUCGGGUCGUGUCAGUCCUUACUGUCCAUUCCAUCUAGUCCAUCAACCUAGAAGUCUUAUGUCCAAGGCCCUUAAGUCUCUUCCAUGUCCCUUCUGCAGAUCUUCUUCUUCUUGUUUAUACUUGCACUUUUCCUUGUCUUUUGUUGGUCUCUUUCUUAAUUUCUUUCCUUUCUCAUUGAGGAGUAGGUCUCUGGGGGGUUCCAACCCAAAAUUAUCUCCGUCUCCCUUCAUCAAACCAGCCCAUUCCCACAGUCCCACUCCCCACAGUCAUCAAUAUAAUCCAAAAAAUGUUUACGAGCAUAUUUCGAAGUCUCUCCAAAGUUAAGAGCCUCCUCAGCUCCAGACUCCCCCUGGCCCACUCCAACUUCAAUCUUCAAAAACAGCGGCUUAUGCUCCUGUAGGGCCUUGGGCCUCUCCAUUUGUAUUAUUUGAGGUGCAACCGCAGCCUCCUCCAUUAUCUUCUGCACUUGCCCAAUCAAUACAGGUUCCUGAGUUGGACCCUGGAUGGUUUCUGUAUCACUAUUCACUAAUUGUCCACAGUUAUUGGCCACAACAGUCAUCAAAUCCAUUUUCUCAUUCAUCAAGUCCAUCUUCUCGUGCAUCUGUUCCAACAAAGCAUUUGUCUUGCAUAAAGCAAGCACCAAAACUUCCUUCCAGCUCAUAUUUAGUCAAGGUCAAAAGGACUAAUCCCACGAUCUUAAUCUCACAGCUGUGGAUUCCUCAAGUAGACUGCAGCAACAAUUUAGCAAGCUCCUCUAGAGGAGACAAUUUCUAUUUGUAUCCAUCUUUUUAAGACAAGUCCAACAAAGGAAAAUUACUUUCAUUUUUCAGAUAUUUUGUUUCUUUAGAAUGCAAAAGGCAACAUUGGAAUCAGUUUAUUUCUCUUCUUUAGCUAUCUGUCAAAGUAUUCCAUUCACAGUCAAUGAACCUCUCCAACAAUUUCUGUCUCUGACACCCCGUUCCCAGGUUAGAGACGGUGGAAGCUUAUCUUUCUUCACUCCCUCUCCUGCAGGCAUUACACAAAGUCCCCCCCCCUUUUCUCCUGCUUCCAAGGGGGUUUCAGUAGUUAUAAAUGAAGGAAAUUUAGGCUUUUUUAACGACUUUCCAGGCUUUAGCUUACAAGGUUUUUGCUUCAGUCUAUAUACAAAAAGCGGAAGGCGGACUUCCUGUUUUGAACCUUCCCGCUUCGAUGUCAAAUUAAGAUAUUUCUUGAUCCAAUUUUCCGUUUCUACUCACGGGUACUUGUUUUAAAUCCAAUUGUCCACAGGAAAAAGUCAGCGCUCUCUGGCGAUGGCUGUGCGGCUUCACUCCGUGAAAGUAGCAGUCAGUUUGCAGCACCGCGCCGCUCACCCCACUUCACUCCGGAAUCCCAAAAAGGGGUUCCCCGUGAGUAGGGGGGCGCUCCUGGUGCCCUGCCGAACCCCACGUUCCCAGGCUUCCUCCGCCUGGGAUUUCUAGCGGGUCCCCACCUUCGCCGCGGUGGGAAGACCCAGUUUCCACGGAGCUAGUUCCUCCGGUCGGAGGAACUCCGCCAUUCGCCAAUGGCGCUAACCCGGAAGUCCUAUUUUCUGGGUUUUUCUGUGCUGCAAAGCACCUUGGGACCUUCCACUGAAGACGAUGCUGAUCAUAACAGUAAUUUAUUAUUAUUUAUUCCAUCUAAAUCAGACUGGCAAAAUAAAAUAAGAGAGUACACUGAACUGGCAAGACUAUCAGCGAGGCUGCGAGACAUUAACUGAUGAAAAAUUUGUCAGAGAGUAGGACGUAUACAGAGUCUGUGUAAAAGAACAUUGUCAAAAUAUUAAUCUGCUGGCAGGUUUUGAUUGAACUUCGGUGUGCAAAUAGGAUAUUAUAAAAUAAAUUUUAUAGUAAGCUAAAUAACAUGGAGGAAAGGAACUUAAGAGUCCGUAUUUAAGGAAUUUAAUUCGGGAACACAAUGGGAAGAUUGAAGGUCAUGUUAAAUUUAAUUACAAGUUGAUGUACAAGGCAAGUUAUCAGUUAAGGAAUGAAUGAUUGUUUAUUUUUGUUCUUCUGUUUUGUUUUCAACGUCCAUUGAACAUUUCUGUUAUAAAGUUUUUAACCAAUAAAGCAUUUAAUAAUAAUAAAAAAAGAAAACGAUGCUGAUAAUAACAGUAAUUUGUUAUAAUUUAUUGCAUCUAUAUCCCCUAAGGAGCGCCUGUGGCUCACCCCCUUCCUCAUUUAAUCCCCCACGACAACCCUGGGGGGUAGGCCAGGCUGAGAGGCAGAGACUGGCCCCCAAGGUCACCCACUGACCUUCGUGGGGAUUUGAGCCCUGACCUCUCCCAGGUCCCGGCCCAGAACUCUAACCACUACGCAACGCUGCUGGCGAUGAGCGUGAAAUGCGCUAGAUGGCGAUGAACGUAAUGUUGUUCUGCUGGGUGGGUCAACCUCUAAAGCAGAGGGUGGGGAACCUCCAUCCCACAGGCCAAUCCUGGCCCCACUGGCAGGGAUGCCCCCGAAUGAGAGGGCUUUAAAAGAAGAUGGGACAGAUUCAGGGAAGGAGAGAGCUGUUAGCCAAGAUGCCUCUGCUCCUCUGCCUCCACAGUUGGAGGCAGCGAUGCUUCUGAAUAGCAGUUUCUAGAAAACUCAGCAGAGGAGAGUUGCUCUGUGUUUGAAUCCUCCUUGCAGGUUUCCAACCGGCAUCUGGUUUGCCGCUGAGAGAACAGGAUCCUGGACUAAGAUGGUUCACUGGGCUGGACCAGCAGGCUCUUCUUAGCGUUCUUCAAUUUUAUCAGCCUUGUGCAAAUCCCGAUUUUAUUCCGAUUUGGAGAAAUGUAGUUUCCUUGAUCUACUGCAAGGCGGAUAGGUCCACCUCAGGGUUGGAUCCGCACUCAGAGCCUGUUCCCCUUCCCUUCCCACAGAAUGGAUCAGCAUCGAUAAGGACGAGACGGGAGCCGCCAAAGGGAAACUUCAGCCGGUAGCAACGCGGACCAACCUUGACUACACCAAGUAAGACUCUGGGAGCGGGGCCACCGCCUUGAAGCAGUCUGGAGGGAAGAGGGGCAACUUCCAGGACAGGAACUGCAGUGGCUAGGCAAGAUCAAAGAAGCAGAGCAAAACCGCUCUCCUUUUAAAAAGCAAAACCUGAUGGCCUGCCUCCAUUUCUUCCCAGUUUCCUUGAAAGGCAAAGACUGGACUGGGGGUGCUGUGCAUUUAUUUGUUUAUUGCAUUUACAUUUCGCCUUUUCCUCCUUGGAGCUCAGUUUGGCGUAUGUGGUUCUCCCCCCUCCUUCUCUAAUCCCCGCAACAAAUCCUGCGAGGCAGGCUAGGCAGCAACUGGCCCAGUGAGCUUCAUGGCCACGUGGGGGAUUUGAACCCUGCUCUCCCAGGUCCUAGUCCGACACUCUAACCACUGCGCCACACUGCCACAUUUUUAAGAGGCUUGGGUGCUCAGCUUCCUAAGGGUGCCAUUGCAUGCAAUUGCCAUACAGUGGUACCUCAGGUUAAGUACUUAAUUCAUUCCGGAGGUCCGUUCUUAACCUGAAACUGUUCUUAACCUGAAGCACCACUUUAGCUAUUGCGGCCUCCUGCUGCUGCCGCGCCGCCGGAGCACAAUUUCUGUUCUCAUCCUGAAGCAAAGUGCUUAACCUGAAGCACUAUUUCUGGGUUAGCAGAGUCUGUAAACUGAAGCGUAUGUAACCUGAAGUGUACGUAACCUGAAGCGGAUGUAACCCGAGGUACCACUGUAUUAAGUAAACCACUCGGAGAUAUUUUUGGAUAGGUAUCCAGUCUUGCUGAACAAUAAAAUAAAAGCCGGUGUUGACCAGCUUUUUGCUGUUCCGCUCAGGCCCUGCGUGUGGGGCUCCCACAGGGGCCCCUGUUCGGCCCCUGUGGCCCUUUAGUCUGACCUAGCAGCUAGAAAUGCUUACGUUCUUCACGUUCCUCAGGAGUGUGGUAAGGAAAGAGAUUCAGGCAGCCUCCUGGGCCUAAAGGCCUCAUCGUUGUGCCUUCUCAAACCUUUCCAUCCGCUAGAUCUGUGGGGCGCAAACAUUCCCCUGGGGAUGCCCCGGCAAUGGCCGCCUGCCCCGUUGGGAAGCUCUUAGACGAUCUGGAGAAGCCCAGCACCCAGACAGCCAGCCGCCCGCCGGCUCCCCAUCGCGGCACCUCCAGAGACGAGGCGUCCCAGGGCAGGUGAGUGACCUGCGAAUGGAUCGUGGAAUCAUAGUAAAUGUUGGGUCUUUAGGAAAGGGGUGAACCCAACCCAGCAAGGGAAGCGAAUUAAGUCGCUGGCAGUGUCCCACAUUGACCAAGGACUCGCACCUGGUCCUCAGCAGCUAAUGUGGCUACCUGCCCAUUAUCACGGUUGGGGAUGCCGGUGGCGCUGUGGUCUAAACCACUGAGCCUCUUGGGCUUGCCGAUCAGAAGGUUGGUGGUUCGAAUCCCCGCGAGGGGGUGAGCUCCCGUUGUUCGGUCCCUGCUCCUGCCAACCUAGCAGUUUAAAAGCAGACCAGUUCAAGUAGAUAAAUAGGUACCGCUCCAGCAGGAAGGUAAACGGCGUUUCCGUGCGCUCUGCUUUCCAUCACGGUGUUCUGUUGUGCCAGAAGCGGUUUAGUCAUGCUGGCCACAUGACCCAGAAAGCUGUCUGUGGACAAACGCCGGCUCCUUCAGCCUGAAGUGAGAUGAACGCUGUCAGAAUGUUGUGGGUAACAGGAGAGGAUAUCUUGAUUAAUAGUAUCCUUUCUAACUCUCUUAAGAAUCUCUUAAGUUCUAUUAUUCCUGUUAAGACCCCUUUGAUUCCCUCCUUAAAAGAUUAAAGAAACAACAGUCUUAUUCAUAAGUAACAAAAAGAAGUUUACUCACGAUCAGGCAGAGCACAGUGUGAUUGAUCCCUGAAGGCAGGCUUUAGGCUUAAAGUUACAAAUAUGUAGAAACAGGUUAACCCCGUAUGGAAGAUAACCCAGGGACUGCUGGCUGAGAGUGCGGUCCAGGUGAAGCAGGAAGCAGGCAGGACGAAAAGAGAAGGAAAGGGAAGAUGGCUACGUGACUUGGCCUUUUACCAGGUCUGGAAAGGUCGUGCCCACCUACUGGUCACAUGCAAAGGAAGGAUGCUCCAGCCAGGAGGAACAGGAAGUUCAACUGGCUGGACCAACAUCUCCUGCAUAUCCACUCUAGGCAAACAAGGAAUGUUGUACUUGACUGCUCCAGUGGAUUACAUUCCACAAACGCAGCACCCCAUAGUCACCUUUGACUGGACUCAACCAUCCAGGGGUCCUUUACCUUUUACCUUUUGUUGUCACGGUGCAAAGUGAUUCCUUUGGUCCAAGGAGACUCCUGCAUUGCAGGGGGUUGGACGAAAUGACCCUCGAGAUCCCUCCCAUUCUACGUUUUAUGUGAUACGACUUAAGCUCAAAAAUGUCUUGUUCGUCUUGUUCCUAAUUGCCUCGGCUGUCCCUCCUGUUUCCUGCCCAGGCCCAGGCCAGACGCCCCCCCAGAUCCCGACGGGCCCCCCCUGAAGAACAGCUUCAACAACCCGGCCUACUACGUCCUGGAGGGGGUCCCGCACCAGCUGCUGGUCUCGGAUCUGCCCUCGGCAACGGCGGCCAAGCCCCCCGCCCCCAGGAACAAAGUCCAGAUCACGGUGCCCAUCCAGGCUGAGCACCGGCGGCCGCAGCAGCCCCCCUGCCGGGCGGAGGAGAGCUCGGAGGAGGAGGAGCAAGGGGUCCUCAACCUGCCGCCCCCCGACUUCCCGCCACCCCCCUUGCCCAAGUUGGUGGAGUUUGACGUCUCCGGGGACUCCUUCUACACACCUGGGGCGACCCGGGUGGAAGAGCACGGAGCCAGCAAGGCCCGAGCGACUGUGGCCUUCAGCGAGCCCCUGGAGGCCAAACCCCCCAAGGUGCACCCCAGGCCGGCUCCAUCCCUGGGGCCAGGGUUCCUGAUGGAGCCCCCCAAUGCCCCCCAGGGGCCCGGGGGUCCCCUGGACGACCGCUCCUGCUCCGUCCUCCAGAUGGCCAAGACCCUCAGCGAGGUGGACUAUGCCGGCGGCAGCAACGGCGGCGCGCUGGGCAGGGAGCAGUCGGGGCGGCCCCCGGCGCACCCCCUGACCAAAGUGAGACUGGAUCUGCCCCACCACCGGUGCCUGCACCCCGACUACAGCCGCCCCAUCGCCUUCCCGCCACGGUCCAUUCGUGAGAGCAUCGAGGAAGACCUGGCAGAAGAGGUACGCUCUGGGGGUGGGGAGGAGGGAAAGAGGGAGGAAGGACCUCCCCGCCAAAUGGGGGGUGCGCUGUGCCCAUUGGGGAAUCAAAGUGAGUGGGAGAGGGGUGGAGUCCUUGGGAAAUAGAGCUGCAACUUGCAGAAUCCACUUUUGUCUUUGGAAACGGGGAUGGAAGAGCAAGCAGAAUUUGGGUGAGGGUCGGGAGAGGCAGCUCUGGGGAGUUUGGGAAGGGGGUGUCAGCCCCUCUGGCCAGCAAGACCCAAAUUGCCCCAGAUGUUCUUCACCCCUGGACCCAAAGCAAAGUGGGGAAAUCUCCAGGACUGACAGGGUUUGAAGAUCUCAUCAGGAUCAAUAUUUGCCUGCACUGAAUUUCUGCCCUUCCUUUCCACAAGGCGCUUGCGAUUCCGUAAAACCUCGUGUGCAUCUCUCUUUCUCUUUCCCUCCCUUUCUGUAAAAGCAUUUUGAUACCACUUAAUAUUUCAGAAGUCUCCAAGGGGCUGUCUAAAAACAAACUAAACAAUGUAAUUAAAACUUGAAACAAAAACACAUCCUAAAACCAGUGUAAGGUAAAGGGACCUCUGACCAUUAGGUCCAGUCACGAAUGACUCUGGGGUUGUGGUGCUCAUCUUGCUUUACUGGCCGAGGGAGCCGGCGUACAGCUUCCGGGUCAUGUGGCCAGCAUGACUAAGCCGCUUUUGGCGAACCAGAGCAGCGCACGGAAAAACCGUUUACCUUCCCGCCGAAGUUGUGCCUAUUUAUCUACUUGCACUUUGACGUGCUUUCCAACUGCUAGGUUGGCAGGAGCAGGGACCAAGCAACGGGAGCUCAUCCAGUCACGGGGAUUCGAACCGCCGACCUUCUGAUCGGCAAGCCCUAGGCUCUGUGGGUUAACCCACAGCACCACCCGCGUCCAAAACCAGUGUAGGCAUGGACAAAUAAGAGAAACAAUGGAGCGUGCCUCCGAGGUUGAACUCAAACCGCUGGAGAAUCACAGCGCCUGCUGUGGCCGCAGAAACCGGAAUCUUAUACCUGCUGCCUCCUGUGUUGUUUUUGCUGACCUCCCCAGGGUGCAAGUUUGGGCAGUGGGUCUGGAGGUCCUGGGCUGCCCAGACAACAAGACCUCGCUCUCGGCCUCCAAUCACCUGCAGCUCCAUGAGACAGCCCUUGAGAUAUGUGAAGAUUGCUAUGCUGUCUCCUCUUGUCUAAGCUAAACAUACCCAGCUCCUUCAACCGUUCCUCCCAGAACUUGGCUUGCAGGCCCUCCAUCCUCUAGUUGCCCUCCUCUGCCCACCUUCCAGCUUGUCAGUUUCCUUUGUCUGAUGUGUCUGUCCCUCUGCCGCCCCUCAGACCCUUAGCCAGGACGGCCGCAGCAGCUCCAGGCAGAGUGAGUCCAGUGUGGGCGAGUGGCUGAGAGCGAUUGGCAUGGAGAAAUACGAAGAGGGCUUGAUCCACAACGGCUGGGACGACCUGGAGUUCCUCAGGUGAGUCUCCCUUCCUUAUAAUAAAUAAUAAUAACUUUUAUUUAUACCCCGCCCUCCCCAGCCAAGACCGGGCUCAGGGCGGCUAACACCCGAUAUAAAACAAAUUGAUUGAAAUGCAACUUAAAAACAAGAUUAAAAGAUAACAUUAAAACAUUAAAAUAUUAAAAUACAGCCUCAUUUCAAUGGAAACUCAAAUCAAAAACUUUUUUGGGGAUGAAAACGUCAAGUCUUCACCAAGGCCAACUAUCCAGACUGGUCCUACGUGGGCCAGAAAAGAAGCCAGGGAAGUCCCCAAAUAGGAGUUCCAUCACAGGAGGGGAAAGGAAAAAGGAAAGAGGGGGAGGGGAUCAAGUUGAUUCCAAGCCAAAGGCCAUGCGGAACAACUCUGUCUUACAGGCCCUGUGGAAAGAAAUCAGAUCCUGCAGGGCCCUGGUCUCAUGAGACAGAGCGUUCCACCAGGCCGGAGCCAGUGCUGAAAAGGCCCUGGCUCUGGUUGAGGCUAAUCUGACUUCCUUAGUGCCUGGGACCUCCAAAGUGGACCUUAAGGUCCUCCGUGGGGCAUACCGGGAGAGAGCCACUGGCCUGACCCUGCAGGCUCUUCUUGUGUUUUUGUGUUCAAGGGUUUGGCAAACUGUCUUCGUUGAAGAGAUCUUGCAUAAACUACAUUUCUCCAGCUAUAAAUAUCAAUUCAAAGUGCUGGUGCUGACCUUGAAAGCCCUAAACAGCCUCGGCCCUGUAUACUUAAAGGAGUGUCUGCCACCCUCAUUGUCCAGCCUGGAAACUGAGGUCCAGCGCCGAGGGCCUUCUGGCAGUUCCCUCACUGUGAGAAGUGAGGUUACAGGGCCUUCCCAGUAGCGGCACCCACCUUGUGGAAAGCCCUCCCACCAGAUGCCAAGGAGAUAAAUAGCUACCUGACUUUUAGAAGACCCCUCAAGGCAGCCCUGUUAUCAAGAUGGUUUUAAUGUGUGAUGUUCAGUUGUGUUGUAUACCCUGUUGGAAGCUGCCCAGAGUGACUGGGACAACCCAGUCAGACGGGCAGGAUACAAAAAUUGAUUGAUUGAUUGAUUGAUUGAUUGUUAUUAUUAGUAUCAAAUGGCAGAGCUCGAUGGACCACUUUUUUUGCUAUGUAGUAUGAUUUCACUCCUUACACAAAUAUUGAGGCAUGUGGUCACUGAGUAUCAUAGUUAUAGUCUGAGCCAAGGGCCUGGGAAAGCCUUUGAGGGUGGAUCAGGUCUGGGGGAAAGGACUUUUGGAGGCGACUAAGGGCUUAAAUGGGACGCGGGUGGCUCUAUGGGUUAACCCACAGAGCCUAGGGCUUGCCGAUCAGAAGGUUGGCGGUUCGAAUCCCCGCGACGGGGUGAGCUCCCAUUGUUCAGUCCCAGCUCCUGCCAACCUAGCAGUUCGAAAGCAUGUCAGAGUGCAAGUAGAUAAAUAGGUAUCGUUCUGGCGGGAAGGUAAGCAGCGUUUCCGUGCGCUGCUCUGGUUCACCAGAAGCGGCUUAGUCAUGCUGGCCACAUGACCCGGAAGCUGUACGCCGGCUCCCUCGGCCAAUAAAGCGAGAUGAGCGCUGCAACCCCAGAGUCGUUCGCGACUGGACCUAACGGUCAGGGGUCCCUUUACCUUUAAGGGCUUAAAGGCGUCAUUCCUCUGGGCAGAGAUAAUACCUUGGUAGAAAGGGAGGAUGGAAACAGAGGUGCAGGGUUAGGAGUGGAGAGAAAUGAGGCCUGGGAGCUUGAGGUUAGCAUCAAAUGUGAGAAAACCCCUGGAGGGAUAUCAGAAGAGGAGGGGUCCCAGCCAUGGGGGUGGGAGGGGGUGUCAGCAUCAGUGGGUGUGCUUUCUCAGGUGCUGCAGAGCAUUAUUUUGGCCACCGGGGGGCACUCGUUCCCCACUCUGUGCAGCAUCCGUUCCCUACAGGAGAGCUUGGAGGAAAUUCCUUCCAGCCCAAAGUUGGACCAUCUUUCUCAGUGACAGCCAGAGCAUGAACCACUCUGGCGAGACAGUCUGCGGGCAGGGAGGGUCUCAGCCGGCGUACCAGAUGGAGCUGGUAGACAGGUGGUUCAUAUGGGGAGAAGCUCCUGCCUAGGGGGGCCCUUGAGUCAUGAGUCAGGGGGUCCUCCGACCUUUCUCCGGGAUGGCAUCUUGGGGCGCAGUCCACCGAACCUCCUGGUUUCUGAGCCCUGAAUCUCUUUCUCUGCUCCCUGCAGCGACAUCACCGACGAGGACUUGGAAGAAGCUGGCGUGAUAGACCCCAAGCACAAGCACCUUGUCCUUGAGAGCCUGAGGCUCAGGAAGUAGCAGGAAUCUCCCUGCCCCCCCCCAGGACCCCCCUCCUUCCUUCCUUCCUUCCUUCUGGUUUUGAGCCCCUUCUCCUUCUCGCCCACCCUGUGCCACGUGUGAGAUGUCGGGGCGGCUGGCAGAGCAUCACGGAGCAGGUCUCCCCUCCUCCAGCCCCCCGGAGGGGAGGGACGAUGGCAGAGCCAGACGGACACCCCAAAGGUGUCCCUGAGACUUGGAGCCGACUGUGAGGUUGCCGAAGACCCAGCGCUGGCGCUUCCACGCCCCUCCUUGGCUCCUGCAAGGAUCGGGACCCUCUUAGGUGGGGAACGGGGAAGCGCAAGUGGUCCAGGCUAAGCAUUUCAGAUCAGCACCCUUAAACGCCCCUCCCCUCCUCUUUCUCUCCCCCUCCACCCACAACCCCUUUCCUCCUCCUCUCUGUGCUGCUGGUUAAAUUAUUCUUAUUUAUUACAGCGAAAGAAGGAUCCUUGCUUUUUUGUUUUGUUUUGCUCUUCCUUUCAGAGAACCACGUUUUCCCCUCUCCUGCCCUCAAUGUGCCUCUGGACCAACUCUGGUUUAUCGGGCGGGAGUUCCUGAAAUGGGCGGGGGGUGGAUGGUGUGGGGACAAAUCUGCCGGCUGUGUUCUGCUCUGCUGGUGGGUCUUGGCUUUGUGUCUCUCUCUGACCCAGGAACUGCUUUCGGGAGCCUUUCAGAUUGACUCUGGCCUCCUUGCUGUCUAGGCCCGGCUUUCUCUGGGGCAAUGCAAACGGAGAUCUCUCCUUGCCCCGGAAUCCCUCCAGAAGCCUUGGGGAAUUAUUUUUGCCGCCCAAGGGACGUUCCAGCCCUGGGUUGCUUCCCAGAAAGGAUCUGCGUCACGCUCUUGUUGCAUCGUCCCGCUUGGAAAGGCGUCUCCUUCCCGUGACCAGCCUUCAGUGGGGCGGUGGGGAGCCCUCCCUCUUCUUCCUCUCAAGGCUGUUUAUUGCCUCCCAAGAAAUAUUAUGCAACCUUCAGGGGCUCACCGGGCAGCCCAAGGUGUUUGCUCACGUGCCUCUUGCUUUUCUAAGCGUUCAGCCUUAAACAGAUCCCACCUGCAGCUCUUCGCACAGUGUCUGAACAGCCCCGUGAACGACAAUCUGCAAAAUAACCUCAGGUAGCCCCAAACGUCUGAGCAAGGCCAGAGCUGUAGCUUGGGGGGUGGGGGGGCAACUAGCCAGGUUUUUUGCCCCAGAUGAAGCCUCCAGAGGGUCGGCGUUGAGGCCCCCAGCCUGUGUGCGCAUGCAAAUGUGCACAGGGGUGUGUGCCAAACUUGAGUCUUUGACCCGGGUGAAAUGAAAGCCUCGCUUUGCCCCUGGCAAGAAAGUCUGCCGGGCAAAUCCUGCAGGGGUGCUUUGCGGAGAUUGCGAAGCUCAUUCAAACGCAGGGGCCAGGUAAGCAAGCAGCUCCCCAGAGCAGCCAAUCAAGUGGAGCCAGCCAAUGGGGGCACAUGGGAUGCCUCUGCAAGGCGGGACAAAUGCAGAACGGCUCACCUCUGCUGCUAGAGAGAGAGGUGCGAGAUCAGUCUAUCUGGGGCAGUGUUUCUCAAACUCGGUUCCCCAGCUGGCCUUAGACUACAACUCCCAUCGUCCCUAGCUAGCAGGACCAGUAGGCAGGGAUGAUGGGAGUUGUAGUCCAGCCCAUAGCUGUCAACUUUUCCCUUUUCUUGCGAGGAAUCCUAUUCGGAAUAAGGGAAUUUCUCUUUAAAAAAAGGGAAAAGUUGACAGCUAUGGUCCAGCCACAGCUGGGGACCCAAGUCUGAGAAACACUGCUCUGGGGAGCGGCUCCCACGCUUCUCCCCGCCGCACGGUUUGUGUCUUGAUCAGGUCAGCAGGCGAGAGUUCCUGGCUGUGCCCCUGCGUGUAUUGGUUGGGGCUGGAGUCUACCUCAGCAGCCCCUGCCGCCUUUCUUCCCAGGGGUCCCUCCUUUGCAGACCUUGAAGACACACGCGUGACCCGGGGUGUACAAGUGAGAUGUUGUCCUCCUCACUUUUCCCCUGAGCCCGGCGUCUUUUACCAGAGUCAGCUGUUCCCACGAAGUUUCCUUGUUUUGCUUACUCUUUGUCCUUGAUCCGAGGAAGGCGGCUCACGCGAUGCCUUUCUCCCGUACGGAUGCAAACCUCGGUGCCUGCACGGAGACCGUUCCUUAGAUCCAGGGCGGGGACCUGGAUCUUGACAGUAAGAGAGACUUGCAGAAGUCAGGAAGCAAGUUCUGGGUUCCAGCCUCAGCUUCUGCUCAACCUUCCCCCUUGGGUAAUUGCUCUAAUACCCCAGUGCCUUACUUUAUAAUAUUGUUGGUGAGGGAGCUCUCCUACGUUCAGGAGGUUUCAAGGAAACCGCUUUGCCAGAGACCGUCUGGGACAUUUUCACACCUCGGCAAAGGAGCAGCUCUCUGAAAUUAAAAUGAAGGAUCUCUCUCUGUGUGUGUUUUGUUCCUCCUGCAAAAUUUGCUCCCAGGUGUGGGUUCAGUUAUCAUUAUUUUCAUUAUUAGCGUUUGGUGUGAGUUCUAACCCUACUAAAUUCUACUGUGCCGUAUUUUAUAGAUGUACUUCUUGUUGUUUUAAUGUUUUAAUUUAAUUGUCGUUUGGGACACUUUGUAUACGCUUACUGUUUCAUGGGCUGAACCAGGAAUCGCGAUGAUUUGCCCUCGUCCCCCCCAAAAAACAAACCCCUGUGUUUGCAUUUCAUGUCCUUAGUUUGCCACUGCCUCCAUCCUGACACAAUAAAAGGGCUUGUUUGCUUAAAGAA